Xyrichtys novacula (pearly razorfish) is the source of this 81630-nucleotide messenger RNA. The record is from the annotation of a GenBank genome assembly. Lineage: Eukaryota; Metazoa; Chordata; Actinopteri; Labriformes; Labridae.
AUGUCAGACACACCUUUGCAGAGCAACGGCACCGCAACGGCACCGUGAGUGUGAUUUUAUCUUGAUAUUUCUGUCCCUAUCGUUUCCUCCAUCCUUCCUCUUUUUCCCUGCAUCUCUCCACCCUGCUCUUCCCUCCAUCUGACAGGCUCGGGUUGUCAUGGGAACGGGAGCUCAGUCAUGGUGAGGCUGCUGCUCAGUCAUGACUGGCGAGGAGACACGCGGUACACAGCGUACACUCCUCCCUCUCCUCUCUUUCCUCUCUUUCCUCUCCUUCUUUCCCCUCUGGUUUUGACUCUCUCUAAUCCUCACACCUCACCACACAUUUACCCGCCAUCUCUGCACUUUCUGGCUCUACUGCCCCUUUUUCCAUCACUGCUUCUCUUUGAUUCUCCUACUUUUCCUUUUUUUUUUUCUUCUUCUUCAAACCAGUCCAGCAAUCCCUCUUUUUCGCCUCAUUCAAACUCCUCUUUUUCUUGAAAUGUUAUGUGUGGCUGUGUCUCAGUAAGCAUCUAAUAUGGCAUGUUUUAGAAUAGCCGGUGUGGAGGCUGCAGGCUUAGUCCAGCCUCUGUGUGUCAGCAUUGUCCGCCAUGCUGCUGCAGACCUCUUCUUUCUGUGUGGGAUUUGCGGCUCUGUGUUUGCAUGCAUGUCCGUGCUAACAUGAGAAGAAAGAAACAUUUUGACAUGAAGGGACAUACUGAAUGAGACUUUUUGCUUUUUUUGUUUUUUGUCAUGGUUGAAUAUUUACAGAUGAAAAAAAGAUCUAAACAUGAAUUCAUGACUAAAUAGGCUAAUUAGUAUUCAUGAAACAGCAGCAGGACAAUUAUCGAGCGAACGCUGACGAUGUGUGAAGGAAUUGUGUAACUUUGGCAGCUUUUGGUUUGAAAAUCACUACGAGUUGUCAAGCCUUGGAUGAUGUGUCCCAGGAGUACUAAAGACUCCUAACAUCAGCACAUUUCAACAGCCCAGCUUCUAGUCUGGAGAAAGAUUCAGAGCAUUCAAAAUAGCCAGUAAAUAAAUAAAUAAAUAAAAGAUUGUUUUGCACAAAACAUUUGUGAGAUGAUGAAAUCCAACAAGUUGAACAAAGUUUUAUUUGUGUGUUUGUGUGUGUGUGUAUUAUUUUCAAAAGUCCCACAACAUUUACCAAUAUAAAUCUCUUUUGAGCAAAGUUAUGAGGAAUUUUAAGACUUUGAUAGUUUCAAAUGAGGGGGAGGCCUUCUGCGUAAGUUGUGAAAAUGUCUAAAUAGGGCUCUAACUUGCUCCACAGCAGAUAAACAGUCAUAAUCAGACUGAUCUGAAUCAUGCCUCACAAUGUGACAGUCUAGGGUCUCCGUUACUGUAUUGUGCGUUUCAUAAUGGGCCACACAUUUUCAAGGGGGGACAGGUCUGAGCUGCAGACAGGCCAUUCCAGUACCCACAGUCUUUUAUAGUUAGUCAUGCCAUGGGCACCAACAUACGCCCAGACCAUUAUAGAUGCUGGCUUUGAACUUUGACCUGAUCAAAGUCUGAAUGGUCCAACACUGGCAGUGUUUCUGGCUGUUGUUGAUAUCUGUCUUUGUCUUUGCAUGGUAGAGUUUGAACUUGUAUAUGUAGAGAUGAUCAGUGUUAACUGAAAAUGGUUUUCUAAAGUCCUCUUGAGCCCACAUGGUAAAGUCCUUUACAGAGUGAUGUAGGUUUUUAAUGCAGGGCUGCCUGAGGGAAAUCCAGUCCUGUUUUCAUCCUUGCUGCUUAUGUGCAGAGAUUUCUCUAGAUUCUCUGAACCUUUUGAUGAUAUUAUGGACUGUAGAUGAUCAAGUCCUUAAAUUCCUGCAGUUUUACAUUGAGAAACAUUGUUCUUACACUGUUGGACUAUUUGCUCACACAGUUGUCCACAAAGUGGUGAACCUUGCCCCAUCCUUUUUUAUGUGCAACUGAGCCUUUCAGGGAUGCUCCUUUUAUACCCAAUCAGGACACUCACUUGUUUCCAGUGAACCUGUUCACCUGUGGAAUGAUCCAAUCCAAGUCCUCAAUUUCCCCUUUUUUUAGUUCAGUGGUUCUCAAGUCCAGUCCUCGAGGCCCACCUGAUUCAAAGACACACAUGAUUCAAAUGAUUACCUCGUUAUUAAGCCAUUACAGAGCUUGAUAACGAGCUGAUCAUUUGAAUCAGGUGUGUUGAAGCAGGGAAACAUCCAAAACAUGCAGGAGAGUGGGCCUCGAGGACUGGACUUGAGAACCUCUGUUUUAGUUGAUUCUGUCCAAACUUUUCUAGAACGUUUUGCAGCAUCAAAUUCUCAUUGAGUGAAUACUUAAAAAGAUCAAAUUCUGUAUUUAAGUAAAUGUAGGUUAAAAAGAAUUUUCAAAUCAUUUUAUUCUGUUUUUAUUUUUUAUUCACCUUUUACACAACAUCCAAACUUCAUGUGCACAAGGAACUGAAAAAAAGGAGUGGUAUGUUCAACCGUCAAAAGAUCCAAAGAGAAGAUGUAUCUGUAAAAGUCUUGGUCACCUGUUGUAAAAUGCUGUGAAAUUCCACAAAAGCUACACACUUCUAUUGAUGGUUCGUGUACCUGCUCCUGGCCAAUCAGAUUUCACUUCCAUGCCGACUGGAAACACCCCUGAAUACAGAGAUACAAAGGCUAAUCUUCAAUCAUGAUCAUGUUAUCCAGUUUAUUUUCACUAAAUCUCUAUGAUUUGAAAGUAAAAGGGUUAAAUUGAUCCAUCUUUUUGCAUCUCGACUUGCUACACUAAGCUGAAGUGGUUGUUGAGGGAAGUACAGACAGUGAUAGAGUGGUGAGGAACGGAGAGUGGGAGUUGUUCUUUAACAUUCAAAGUGUUGUAGGUGUACUUGUGUUCCACUGAAGCUACUAAAAGAGAGCAAAAAUUCAAAUAGCUAUGAAUGUGCUUGUCUUUCUUCCAUGUGCAUUUGAUGGUUGUGUCCUUGAAUCUUAGAGAGGCUGAUCAGCUCAAGAAAGUCUUCAGACUUAAUUGGUGGAUGUUCAACUUUCCUGAGACACAUCUGUCUGUUUCAAGGAACUUAACAACACUUCCGCUCCAAAACCGAAACAGCCUAAAAUCCCUGCAGAUGUAGUAGAUUACUAGUUUGCUAGUUUGAGUGACAACCAACUUGUUACUCUGCAGCCUGACAACAAGCUCAGAGUCUGAAUCAGCUGUUGACUGACACUUUGAGUGACAGGUGGGAGUGAAUUUUUUAUCCUCUUUCUAUCAGAGCCGCACCCAUGAAGCUGCAGAGACGGUGCAGCGAGGCGUAAAGCAGACAUGCCUCACUGGUGCAUCAAUAGUUAAUGGUAUAUUUGUGAAAAUUAGACAGCGCUGUCGUGAUGCACUAAGUCUCCUACCUUCUGUCCCUGCUCAGCUCUGUCUGCUGUGAGUCCAUUUCUAAUCAUUACACACAGUAUGCUCUGUGGGUGGUCCACUGAUUCAGCAAAGAAAUGAAAUAGUAUUUGUGCUCAUGGUGAGCGUAGACGCCACGACGGCAGAUGGUCCAUUCCCUGUUGCUGUCUAUUGCACUCCCUGGGAAGUGUGUCAGGGGACAGACUUAUUAGUGAGUCACUGAGUUCAGCAUAUUCAGAUUGACUGAGUGGACACCUUGCAGAGGCAUUAAAAUGACCAUUUCAGAUGUUGACAUUAUCAGCAGGGAUACAGUUGUUAGAUGUGUUAUGAAAAACAUUUUGAUGGCAAACUUAAACUUAAGAUCAAAACAUCUGCUUAUGUGUGACUUAAAGACUGUAUAUAGAAUGGACGUCGUCUGCCUCCUCACUGGGUGAAGCCACUCUGAGAACAGCACCCUCUGGUGACGGACUGCAGUAUAGGUCAUAAAUCCCACCUCCUCCAGCAAUCCCUAUGGAGCUGUGGACAAACUUUAGAAAUUAAUCACACAGAAUAUAAGUUUUUCUCCCCCCCUGGUUGCGAUGUUGACAUGUAGUGACAUGUAGUGACUACAAGCCUGGUUUGUGCUCAAGUCCUCUUUUUUCUGUGCAGCUCUAUUUCUAAAAGUUAUCAGGGGGUUCAUGUUCCCUAUGAUUGACACUUGAUAUAGCCAAUGGGCUUACAAAGAAUGUGUAACUCACCAGGGGGGAUACGCUGUUUUAGCCGAGCGUCAUCACAGCGACUCUCUAUUACUUUCCUGCAAAAUGCAUACAACACUACUGUGUAAUGUUGGUUUCAGGAAGUGGAGAAAAAAACCUGGAAUUACCGGGAGAGCUUUUCGGCUUCAAAUACGUAUACUUGUGAAAGGCAGAACCAAGUUGUCAAUAGUAUAUACAGUCUAUGGUAUGACCCUAGAGCAUGGUGGAGUAUUUUCUACUUUCUAAAAAUAGGACGAAAAAGGGCAGAGUAUAGAACAACAAUCUUAUGGUAAAGCACAUGGUACAUUUUGAGCUCCUCACGGUAUCAGGUGAAAAAAAGGAUGCAUCUCUUCUAAAAUGUAUCUCAAAACAAAUAUUGUUUGAAUAUGAAUGGCCUUAAUUGAACUAUUCACCAGGGAUGUCACAAUGUCAGAUUUUUACCUCGUGAGUUUUACAGCCCCAAAAAUUUCAUAAUAAUAUCACAACAGAGGCGAGACAGGAGUGAAGUCACGUACAAACUCUACAAAGAAAUGCAACUGACUCACUUACACGUCAUCUUUUUAGUCUUCUUCUGCGUGUGAUUGUGUGUUACCAGUGUCCUCAGAGACACGAAAACUAAAACCACAAAACUCCCAGACCAACAGGGGAAAUUUUUGUAGGUGUGGACAGAGCACUUUACUUUCAUCUGUGGUCUCCUCUAUGUAUGUCCAAUAAAAUACUUAUCAGUCAUCAGUAAUGCUGUAGCCUCACUGUGUGUAAAUCACCACAGCAGUCUUAGUGUGGCUGUGCGGACUGAAAACACACAGUCUUAUCAGUCAGAAAAAAAAGGAAGUGCUGUGAUCUGAGUGUUUGCUUUGAGGCAGUGAUUUACAAACCCGAGCCAGCGCCCACUUUUUUUUUUUUUUUUUUUUUUUGCAUUGACAAGAAGCAAAUUUGAGACACAAAUUUAUGUGUUUGACAGCUUUUAUAGUGAAAAGAGGAUGUACCGAGCAGCAGGUGGGAAAUGUAAUGCCCUGAGUAGCUCAGAGAGGCUCCUGGAAAUGAAUUUUAGAUUUUCAAAUGCUUGUGAGACAAUGUUUUAGCCUGUAAAACUUGAACCGUGAAAUAAUCAUCAGAAAAUUUUGAAAGUGGACCCUUUAUUAGGUCUUCUGACAUAUAAUGUAAAGAAAAAAAUAUAAGUCCAACUUUUUUUUUUUUUGAAUAGGAGAUUUGCAUAAAAAAUUACCUUACAUACCUGCUGUAUCUAAUCUGAUCAACACAGUUCAACACCUGAUUGUAUACAUUCGGUUUUUCAGGAAAAAAUCAUCACAGUGAGGAUGUAGAGCUCUGAAAAACUCCUAAAUUCUUUUUGAUACAAAGGGUGACAUAGGGUUAAUUUCACUGUGUGUCACAGAUGUGAGCAAAACAAACACAGUCUGACCUCCUUCAGUGGUGUAUAAAAUAUGAAUGAGAUCAAGGUCUGGCACUCCCAGAAAUAUGUCGCUUUGAGGGUCUUAUAUGUCAGUUUAAGGUACUUAUUUUCUCUAUAAACUCACUCCCAUGGGCACACACACACAGGGAGAAAACUUGGUCUGCUGCAGAAGCCAGUGUGAAACAUACAACAUGUGUUCCUGUACAUGUUUAAGUUAUUUUGGGAAGAACUGCGAUGUUGGUGAACCAAGCUCAGGAACGGCAGGCAAAGGCACACGCUCGUAAAUGAUUUUCUGACAUACUUUCUGUGUCCAUAUUCGCUCAUUCCCUCUGCCUCCUACUCUCUUCACAUGUUAUUUUAUUUCUGCGUCUGUGUGUGAGUGUGAGUGUGUGUAUUUUCCUGCCCGUGGUUCCACAUCUGGAGGCUAUUACCUCUGGGCUCUGGGAUUGGGAAGAGGCGGAGCUGGGCUAGCUGUGCAGUGAGGUCAUUGCGUCGUCGUGGCGAUGCAGAGGAACAAUGAUGCUGUUGUCUUUAACAACGACGCACCAACGUAGCUAACACCAGAAUUACAAGGGUAGGGGGGAGGAGAGUUGGAUGCAUGCAUCUGAGGGAGAAAGACUUUAAGAAAUAGAAGGGGGGAGAAUAGUUGGAUAAAACGGAAAUGCCAAAAAUUACAAUGAUCAAAGAAUAGUGCAUCAUCUAUAAUAACAGUGUGAGCAGCCAGCAUAAUAAUAUGAUGUGUGUAAACGCAGGUCAAACAGAAACACAGAGGCCAGAAGUCUUGGACUGCUGCAGAGCUGAGUGUGGUGUCUUGAUAUAAACUGUAUUUCACGGAGACUCCAGACAGGUCCUGGUCUAUGACCUCCAUAAAACCACAUUAGAGAUGAAGCAAUAGGUCUUAAUGAGGGUGUGUCCCAGAGCAGAAAAGGACAGAUUUUAUGGAGCAUUUUGAUGUGGAGCCUCAAACAGGUCUGUGUUACAGUUUUAACAAAAUCUGUCUUUGGAACAUUUUACUUCAUUAUUCUUCAUGCACUUCACAUGCACUCGGGGAAACAACUCUGACUCCUAAUAUCCCCACUGAAACAAAAGGAAGAUACAUACUGACUUGUGCACAGAGUGAAACCAUUCGUCCUGUAAAUUUAUGUAACUCAAAACUGAAUUUUGAAGCAGCUGCAAUAAAACAAGCUAUAAACACAAUGUGGGCAUUCCUGCCUGCAGUCACAAUACACUAUAACCACUCGUUUAAAAUUCAGUCUGUAAGCUUCCCUCUCUUUCUCUGAUCUCAGAGUAUCAUGUUCCCCUGGUAGUUGCAUUCGUCUCUCUGCAUGCUGGGCAUGUAGAGCGGGUUGUCAGGGUGGAUUUCAGUGAUAUCCUAUGCUGUUUAAUUUUGAUACCAAAGAGAUCAUGUCCAAUCUCAAAACACCAAUCUCUUCAACAUUUUUCUCACAAACUUUAUCGAGUUUUUUUUUUUUCUUGUGUUGGUUCAUUUUGUUGAUGACUCUCUGUGGAUCCAGCCUCAUCCUUCUUAUUUUACGUAGAUUAACUCACUCCUGAUUGUAACACGAUUGUCCUCUGUUUUUGGGCCUGUUCAGGGGAGUUUAUAAAAUCCUCCAAAUGUCUGGGGCUUUGUAUGGAAGUAUUGAGUUAGUGUAGCGUGGACUAACUGAGUUAGAAGCGCAUAAAAACACUCGACCCGACCUGAAAUACCCUCAAAAUUUUGUGUGCGACUCCGCCCCGCAUGAUAGUAUCCUUUUUUUAGGGAUUCAGAAUAUGGUCACCCUAUCUUAGUCAUGGUCUGCCAUUCUCCUGAGAGUGCUGAUGGGUAAAUAAGUAUACUAUUAGAUUAUACAAAAGCUCUUUUACAUCACAGUUUCUCUGUUUCUUCAUCGUCCUGUUUAUUUUAUUUUACAAAAAAGAAGAAGAAAAAAAGAAUGACUCAGACUUGGAUGACAUUCGCCAACAAAGGCUUGUAAAAGCAGCAUAUGACACACAUUUUAUUACCAAGUUUGGGAAUUAGAUUUGGAUUUUGUCUUAAUAUUGAAUUUGUAAGAAUAGAAUUGGAACCAAAAUAUUCUUUUUUUUAUUGCCACGCGAAGACGUGUCGUAAAUCUUGGAGAGCAGCACCCCUUAUUGAGGAUUCUUGGACUUGGUUAUGAACAUUGGUUAAUCGGUUUUUAAUAGAUGAAUGUGUUAUUUGAUUUUUAAAGACUCUUUUGCAUCCUUAAACAACAAAAUCCAACGUAACCUUCAAUCUUUAACUGCUCACAAGCAAAUAAGGAAGUUAUAGCUAGUGCCGUCUUUGAUUUAUCCAAGUGUUGCAGCUGCUCUGUGACUCUACGGGACAGAUACUCUCCAGCUGCAGUUAUUUACUGCAUACUUCUCCCGCAGUAAUGCUGAGGCUGUUAUGUCUGCAUGCGCUUGUGUGUGUGUGUGUGUGUUUCUCUGUGUUUGUGUGUGUGUGUGUUACAUGCUUCUGUAUUCCCUGAAGAGCUGUCCAGUCCUGCUGCUGUUUCUCCUUAUAAGGACGUUUACUCGUGGAAGGAGGGAUGCAGAAAAAGAAAGAGAGAGGAGAGAAAAUGUAGGCUGGAAACAAGGAGACGAAAGUGGGGACAGGUGCGAUAGGGGACAUUGAAAGGAGGAGAUAAGGAUUAGGAGGAUGAGAAGAAAGAAAGGGGGUCAGGAAGAAGACAGGAAAUGUGGAUGCAAAAAAGGGAAAGUGGAAAAGGGAGGAAAGAGUAUCAGAGGAGAAAGUAAGAGACAAGGGAUCAGGAAAGGUAAUAUGGGAUGUUAGGAAAUAAGGUGAAGGGUGUAGGAGAUAAGCAGAGGAAGAACUAUAACUGAGUAAAAGUUCAAAUAAUGGGCACAGGCAAAAGUGACCCAUUUUUACAAAUCUUAUAUUUGUGUGUGUUUGUGUGCACCUCCUUGUGUUUCUGCUGUGCCUUUUAAGGAGUGGUUUUGCACCUUUUACAAAGGUUUUCAUCCGCACACAUCUUUGUCAGGAUGUGUCACAGUUGUCCCUUUAUUCUGUCCUAUUCCUGUUGUUUUUUAAAGUAGGAGGCUUCUAUUGAUGUCACUUUGAGAGGCGCUGGAAUAACUGUUCGACCAGAGUGACCAAAAUAGAUCCUGAAGAGUCAGCUGCAGGAUUGUUUGUGUGUGGGCAACACAACUGCUUGUGGUGGUUUCAUACAAUUGUAGAAAAGAUCGCUUCAUGACGGUUUUGUCUCCUGUUAAAAGUGAGAGAAAUAUAAAGCAGGAUUCCUCCCAUGGAAAAUGUAACGUCUUGAGUGUGUCUUUAACCCUGCAGCACAGAGGUGACCUCAGAGAAGCUGCCAGCGACCAAACCAGCACAUAGUUUCAACAGUAGCUGAGAAAAGAGGUCCAUAUUUGAAAAUCAAAGACCUCUUCAAAGAGUUGGCCUUAAACCUGCAGUAGGUUGCAUUAUUGAAUUAACAUUCGGGGUUACAAUGACUAAUGUUUAUUCAUGGUACACCACGCCAGUGUUGUGCAACUUCAGAUUAAAAAUGGAGUAACUGGAAGUCUAGUUCACAAAGACGGAGAUGAAUUUGUAAUGCCUGUAGGUUAUAAUUUUAAAAUUUGAGCAAAGUUUAAAUUGCAAAGAGUGAAAUUGUUCCCCCUUCUUAUUUUAGCUGCAUUUUGUAACCCUUGUUCAGCAGAGCUUCCCUCAUGUCCAUUCUAAAGUCAAUACUUUGGGCUACUGAGAUGCUUGACCCAGAGUAACCUGGUUGACACGCUGCGCUACUAGUUUCUUACACUACUGUGAGUUUUUGAUGAUCAGUGAAAGUCCGGACACUGUUCCUCAGACGCAGCGAACAAAAAUGUAUUGCGAUGAACAUUACCAAAAUCCGUUUUGCAAUUGACAUAGAGCAACAAUGACUAAACAAAGAAAACACUGGCAUUUAGCGCCACAGCGGUCAAAAACCAGUCACGUAGCUACCUCUAUGCCUGAGCCCCAGAUAACAGGACAGCGACAUCUAUGGCAUACAAAGUGAACUGCAACUCAUAAUAUGGUAUCACAUCAACAUAUUAGGCUCCUACAGGUGGCUUUUAUUGUUUUUCAUUAUGACAGUCUAUCCAGGAAAAAACAAUUGUUUUUCAGGGCAGAUGGUUUAAAACAUUGACUGUAUAUAGAAUGGACACCGUCUGCCUCCUCGCUGGGUGAAGCCACUCCGAGAACAGCACCCUCUAGUGAUGGGCUGCAGUAUAGGUCAUAAAUCCCGCCUCCUCCAGCAAUACCUAUGGAGCUGUGGACAAACCUUAGAAAUUUAUUACACAGAAUAUAAAUUUCUCUCCCCCGCUGUUUGAGCCGAGCGUCAUCACAGCGACUCUCCCACCGAAUGCGUACAAUGCUACUGCGCACUGUUGGUUUCAGGAAGUGGAGAAAAAACGCAGAAAUACAGAGAGCUUUUCAGCUUGAAAUCCAUAUACUGGCUGAAGGCGGAACCAAGUUGUCCAUCGUUUAUACAGUCUAUGGUUCAAAAACUCUGCUUGAUUCAGCUGAUUAGUGUUUACAAUGUGUUGUCUGACUCGACCAAAAAUUUGAACAAGAUUAAAAAAAUACAUGAAAACACACAUUCAUUUAAAGUUAGUUGACUGUUUAUUCAUCCAAAUGACUGAUUGGCCCUGGAGUAAUUGUGAUGCGCUGAUUUGUGGAGGUGACCAAAAACUGAGCGUGUAAAUCUCAAAACGGGACAGCAUAGAUAAAAGCUUUUGUUUUAAGUGACUGAAGCAGGAAAGAAGAACAAGAUAAAAAAAUAGUCAUAGUUUUCAGCUGUUAAUGAUUCAUCACCCUCAGUCCUGGUCCGUGCGUCCAAAUAUGACAAAUUACUCCUGUGCUUCCCUUUUCCUGACUUCUGCUUUUCUUUUUUUUUUUCUUCCUUUUUCUUUUUUCUCUCCUCCGUCUCUCACAGCUCCCUAACUUCAUGUCAUCACUUCUCUUUCUCGCUCUCUGUCCUUCCCCUCGUCUCUCCCUCUCAGCUGCUCCUCCCAGCUGUUUAAUCACACAUGGUCCAUGCCUAAAAAAGAGAGAGAGAGAGAGAGAGGGAGGGAGGGAGAGAAGGAAGGAAGGAGGGGACAAAUGGGAGGAGAGACAGAGCGCGCAAAAGAAAGAGUGGGUGAUUGGGACGGAGAGAAAGAGAGAGAGAAAGUAGGAGCAGGCGAGCAGAGUGUGAGGCACAUGGCCAGUGAAUGAGAGAUCUUUGCGUCCUCUCAGUGCGAGCUCCUUCUCCCUCUGUCUCUGGUUGGAUUACUGCUGAGGAAGGACCUUGUCUGGAUACUCCUCCUCCUCCUUCUCCUCCUCCGUCUCUUCCCUCUCUCUCCUCUACUACCCUAUCUUCUUUUUUAUCUCUUACUGAGGGACUCUUUCCCAGAUCUCACGUCUCUUUCUCCUUUCACCCCCCUCUCCCCUUGCUUCCCCCUCAGGAUGUCGUGUGAGGAGGCUCAGCUCCACAAAGAGAGGCUGCAGGCCUUGGCGGUAAGUCAGACUGAGUUCAAAAUGUCUGUUUGUGCUCUUGUCAUCUUCAUCUGACCUUCUCUGUGUCUGUACUGCUGCCUGUUUGUCUGUCAGCUGUUAAAAACACGCAGGCUUUCAUGGACACGUCUCACCGUGACUCCAGGUCUUUCUGACAUUCACAGUUCAACAUCACGCCAAACUGUCUGUUACGUCAGAGUUCUUGCUCCUCUGCUAGUUCCCCCUCUCUCUCUCUCUUUCAAUCACUGUCAUGCUCUCUCUACCUCUAUCUCUAGCUGGUCACAUUGUUCAUUCAUGAUCCAUUCAGGCCAGUCCAAACACAUGCGUGAGGCAGGAAACGGUGUGCCUCGUAGUUCAAAACCAAAGUUCAAGUUUAUUGAACUUGGACAAACAGAGCAGCAGUAACAGAAAAGGUGUUGUGCAUCAUGAGUUGGAGCUUGAAUAUGCAGCAGUAGUGGUCUGCCUCUGUGGUUUCAUGAUUCAGAAGACUUGGGACCUGGAAUUUAAAUCAUCCAAAUUAUAAAUGCAACUGAUCUCUGCUGUGUAUCGGCUUUUUUUGUGCAUUAUAUUCAGUGGUUUUAUGUUUCUGUUGUUGGGUUGUUUAAUGUGUUGAGAGUCUGACUUCAUAGCCUCCUACACCCAUUUCUGUCACAUGAGACAAAGUGAUUUUUGUUGCACACACUGUAACCAGCUCUCUGUCCUGAUCUGCAGCUGUUUUUGUCUCGUUCUUCAUGUCAACUUCUUCCAUGUUCUUUUUCUGGAAGGGAAACCAGAGCAGAGCGAAGCUGGUGGAAAAUCAGAUGUUUCCAUGUUUCCUUUUCUCUUUCUUUCUUUCUUUCUUUCUUUCUUCUUGGCUGGAUGUCUGAAGGUUUUCAGGUUUAUAUGCUUUCCAAGGUGGAACAAUCUCAGCUGUUAGGUGGUCUGCUCUGCAGCAUGUUUCGACGUAUAUUCUGUGAUCAGCGAGGCAGCUGCUGAAGCUGCUGGUUGGACUUCAGAGCAACAGUUAGGCCUGGAGUCACUGCCUUGGACUAAAUUUGGCGCCAGUGAGGAACCACAGCAUACCACACACACUUAAGACGCACAGAAGCACAGGAAUAUACACACACACUCAUUUGUAGUCACAAGUGUGUGUGUGUGUGUGUGUGUGUGUGGUGGGGGGGGACUAUGGCAGCGGCAGAUGGAGAAACUAUUUUGGCCACGUUGAUGAUGAAGCCACAGCAGGCUGCAUAUGCUUGAACCUGAGAGGCGAAUAAUAGUGGAAAGAGAGCUUUGAGAGUUUGUUUGUUUGUUGGAGAGCGAACAGCGUUUCGGUUUUUGCAUCACUCUUGCAUGUGAGUCAUCAAAACAUUUAAAAAAAUUGAUUACUCGAUCAUGUAAAUGAGUCUGUUUGUUUGGAGCACACGUCCAAAAUAAUCUUCAUAUUGCAAAAGUUGCAGAAUAUUGUGGGCAGCAGCAGCAGCAGACACUAUCGACGCCGAGAGCUUUGACACGCAUUCCAAGACAGUUCAGGUGAUGAAUGGAAGCAAAUCAGCUGAGACAAUUCGUCUACUUACAAUGAACAACCGUCUUGUCUGGGUUGUAUGUGUGUACAAUAAAUCAAAGACAAUUGCAGCACUAAUAGCUUUCGAGCUCUAACAGGCUCUUAAAUAGACAAGAGCUACUAUUACACUAACAGUGCUAACAAGUCUCUGAUGGAGCGAAGCACUCUGUAGGCCUCAGACACAGCCAGACAGCCUGAUCCAGUGUAAACCCAGUAGCUGGAUACGGUUUCUUUGGACAGCUAAUGAAAAAGGAGAAGGAUUUUUUAAGACCCAACAAUCAGAACGCAGACAGUUGAAACAAAGAAGCUAAAACUCAAUAACAAAAGGUUUUAUUUCUCCUUUCUCAUCUCUAGCUGUUGAAGGGAGGUCUACAGUGGAUACACACACUUACAGUGUCUUUGGCCUGCAGCUGACAUGCUAAUGAUUCCAUCAAUAAUUAAUAACCUGAGAUUUUACUGUCAUCCCCAUCACUGUCUGAACUCAUCAAUACUUUAGCAGGUCUUGGGCCAAAUUUGAGGCUUAUUUUAAAAACUGAGGCCAAAGGUCAAGCUUGUCAGCGCAGUGUAAACACACCACUUCAAUUACCACAGGCUUUAAUUAACACGGUGUAGAGUAAAAGAGUUCAAGAUCUGUGCGGUAAUUUCUUGAUCAGGCCAAACAAAAAGAUGACUGUCAGGUUGAAGAUGACUGUCAUUAUAAUGUUCAUUUCCCAUACAGACAGGUCUGUCUGCUGUGUGGCUCAUGAAUAAAGAAUGGCACUAAUGGCUGUGAAUCACAAGGGCUUUUUGACAGGGGGACUUACUUUUCCAUUCAAUCAUCACAGCUGCGGUGAGGUAUUGUAGUGAUAAGUCAAAGAGUACGAGCAGGAUUUUUGAGUGUUUUUAAUUCAAGUAACGCAGUUUCCUUAAUUCCUUAAUUUUUCACACAUUGUAGACAAAAAUAGAUCCAAACUAUCUGUAAAUAUUGUUUAUCAAACUUAGGAUGAAUGCAACAUGCCUGUUAGUUAUAUGGUUCGUCUGGAUUAUUGAACCCUGUGUAUAUACAGUGCUCAGCAUAAAUGAGUACACCCCAUCAGAAUUGUCAGAAAACCUUGAGUUUCCUUUCAAAAUUAACAUUUUCUAUGUCAGACUAUACAACAAAAUACCCCUCCAAAUGUAGGCCAUUGGCUGCAAACAAGAUUUUUUAAGUUGCAUACAAAAAAGUAUAUUUUUCAAUCUAAAAUCAGGAUGCAGAAAUGAGUACAUCCUAAUCAAAGUUCUGGGAGCAAAGCUAAAUUUUAGUUACCGUAUCACCCUUAUUUUCAUCCUGUGAUAAAUAAAAUGUUAUGUUAAACUCAGCUUUGUCAAAACUAUGGAGAUUGUUCUUUUACUCAUCUAUAUAUUGAGUCAUACAUUACUUUUAAUAGGGGUGUACCGUAUGCACUUACAGUAUCUAUGCACAAUUCUGUAAAUUAUUAUUUUGUAUUUUUGCUGCAUUUUUGUUCCAAUUGUUGCCAAAAUGAACUUUACCAAUUUUUUUUUGUUUUUUUUGUUUAAUUAUUAUUAUUUUUUUUUUUUGCUGCAGAGUGUGCCAUCUAAUUGAAAUGUAGAGUAUCUCUGAGUGGUUCAUGUAGUAUGUAAUAAUAACUAAGUGCGUGAAUCAUUCAUCAACAUAAAGUGUUGUUUAAUCAGACUUAAUUAUUCAACUGGCUCAUCUCUCUGCAACACAUUCAGGCCGACAGUCUGAUAGUGAUUAAGACCUGUUAGCUGCAACCAGCUCAGGUUUCCAUGGUUACUGAUUGGUUUAGAUGAGGAAACAGCUGUGAUGUCAUGUCGUUAAACCCAGGGCCGUACUUGGUAUAUUAUUAACAUAUAAUUAUGGCGUUUUGGGAAGCAGCCUGAUCACGGUUCUCCCCAAAACACUGAUUACAUAUGUUUGCGAAUGCACUGUAUGUGUGUGCUUGUGUGUUUAUGUGUAUGUGUGCACUGAGUGUGUUCACCAGAGCCCAGCAUGUGGUUUUGAGAUUAACCAAUGAGUGGUGAGGGCCUCAUCUUUCUAAUUAGAUGUUGCCCAUGUGGCCCACAGACCGCAGAUGUUUUGGGUAAAUACAUAUUCAGGUGUGCGUCUUUGCAUGCACUCAUCCCCUGAACUUCUGUGUGGUGUCUGUGAUAUGUUUACACAGAUGACUUCAGCCCGUUGGACUCUUCCUCAACCCCCUACAUACACACUCUCAAAAGCACACAAGGCCACAGAUCGUCUGGGGCCAAGUCUGAGGGGAAUUAGGAAACGGUGCAUGAGGAGUGAGAUGAUGGCAGUGUGUUUAGAUUUGCAGGGGGAAGAUGGAGAAUGAGAAGAGCUGCUGGCUGCAGGGGAGCGGAAAUUUCUUAUUGCAGAGAGAUCAGUCUCAGCUCUGAAAGAAGAUCUAUGAGCUUAAUACGUUUUAUGAACAAUCCUGGGAGACUCAUACUAAGAUAUGACUUUAUUUUAGUGACUGGAUUAGACUACAGGUCGAUGUCUUUGAGGUAAUCUGUGAAAUCUGGGGUUGUGAUAGAAGCUGGUCAGUGCUCUGGAUCCACUCAAUGAGCGCUAACAGAGGGAAAUGAGCUUUGUAGGGUGAAAGAGAGGGGGAUGCUAUAUAACUAGACCUUGGCAUGCGCUGAGAUUUGUGGUUGUGGCAUGCAGUGAAGGGCCAAGUAAUGGGCUGCAUUAAGGAGAGAGGUAAAUAGAGUUGGGGGCUGGGCUGCCUGCAGGCCUUGUUAGUUUGUGCAGUUAUCUUGCUCAUGAGGUGACAUGUUAGCAGUACUGAUCCUCUGGAAACAGAUGGGAAUGUUAUAUUGAUUGCCAAGGCUGUAAAUUUUAACCCAAGUACAACUUUUUCCUCAAGCUUUUAGUCAUUUCUACUCUCACAUGUGAUUCAUUGGGCUUCUGGUUUUAUAGAACUACACAGUGCUCCAAGUCCAACAUACCUGUUGCUGAAAUGUUACAGUGAGAGCCAACAUUACUCUCAUAUGAAACUAUCAAAACAUUUUAUCCACCUUUGAGAAAAGUAGAGUUCUUGCAGUUAACAAAAUAGCAGUAUGUAACACCCUAGCCAUGCAUUUUCUGUAAUUAUUUAAUCCUUUCUUCCGGCUGCAAACUGUUGAAACAAAAGCAGCCUAAAAUAACCGCUGUAAGAGAUCGUUGAUCCCUUUUAUAAGUAAUUUUCUCACAAUGAAACAUGGGUGAGUUAAUUAGACACUUCCUCGUAAUGGUUUUCACAUGCUUUGUCUGGGAUGAGUUUGAAUCCAAAUUUACAACCCUGGUUCAGUUUAGCCAAAUAAAGACUUUCCCACACAUAUGACGGAUGUUUGCCAUCUUUAGGUUUGUGUGAAGUCGACAUCCAAGUGAGGCUUAUAUGGUCCAUUUGACUGUAAGUUGAAAAAGGGUUAGCUCUGCCACAAUAAGACUCAACAGUCAGAGUAUCCUGAGUCAGGCAGCAUGUCAGUUUUAGUAUAUGUUGAGGUUUGACAGCUGGAUAUGAUUACAGAAUAGGCUAACUAAAUUUGUGUCUAACCUUUUCAUAUUUGGCAGAGUGGGUGUUUCGAACUACCAACUUAGCAGACUGGAUACUGUGGUGGCAGGGGUGGGUGGAUAGGGGAGGCUUGGUUUCCAGACUUCAGCAGUUUGUAGGGGGGUGGGGGAGUCUGCUUGGGGCAGUCAGUCUGAGGAGGGGGUGUGUGUGAUUUGUUGGGUUGCAGGGGGUCGGGGCACGCCAGGCAUUACAUGCCAGCUAAAAUUAGCAGCAGCUGUCUUGGCCACGCUGGACAUUCUGCCCUGUUUGUGUGUGUGUGUGUGUAAAUGCCUUUGAGUGGGUGAGUUAGUGAGUGGGGUCAAAGUUUACAGGGACUUGAGAAAGGAAAGGCUGGAAUGCGGCUCUAGUGGGCACUGCUGCUUUUGAAAUAAUGACGUUUGAGUUUUAAUGUAAAGUAAACUACAUAGAGAGAAACAACAGGGAAAUACUUGAAUGGUAAUCCAAGCAGGUACUACUGUGAGUGGAACUAUUUGUCUCAUUACUCUCUAGUUUGCUGAGACCUGAUUGUUUGUGUGUACACCCAAGUGCAUGCAGAGGUAUGUAUUCUGCCCUCUGUACGGACAUGAUGAGUAAAAGCAACACCUGCUGCUAUCACAUGUCCUCAGCAUGUAAGACACUCGAAGAAUGUGCUAAAAUGGUAUUCAUUGACACCUACACUGGCUAAAGAGCCACCAAGUUUUCAUUCUGUUCACUGCAGACUUAUCAAAUUAGCAUUGUCUUGGAGGACUAAUAGGAAAUUUGGCAUUUCAACUAUGCAAAGACACAGAUUUUUUAAAAUCUGUUUUAUACUCAUUGGUCUUUUAAAAAUUUUCACAACUUUCUAUGGACUGAGUAAAAAUCAAAAUCAGUAGGUGUAGGCCAUACAUCGUGUGAAAGCUACUAUGGCGUUACAAUUGGUUAGUCAAAGGCUUUAAUAGGGCAUUUUGGCACCAUGUUCAUUUCCAUGAGCUAGAAUUUUGUAUUUGAAGAUGUAAAUACCUCUGGAAAAGAGUAAGAGGUGGCUAACAGUAAAGAUGUGCAGACUGUGCAUUUGUCUUGAUUAUGCACGAGUCAAUGACCUUUUCAGCCAUCUUUUUUUCUUAAAGAAUGGCGGUUUAUUUGAAGUGGAAGAUGACUUGAAGAACAGUUACAGUCUGUUGAAUGAGUGGACUUGACUUGCAUUUGGGUUAUAGAUCUACUUUCAAAGUCUGAACAGGGUCUUUGCUCCAGGGUCAAAGAUUAGUUUAUGACAGACAUCAAGCAGGUCAUGUUACUUGACUUAUUUUCAUCAUAGUAUAUCCAUGUAUCACUUCAACACAAUCAUGAAUGUUAAUUAAGUUAACUGAGGUGACAACUGGUUGACAGCUCGUGGCAUCAACCUCUCAAUCCCUGGGAUCACUGCCCUGAUCAUGUAUAUAGUGACAGCUUGGCAUGAUCGAAAUAGUUUUUAAAAAAUAUUCCCUCACAUUAAGAAAUGUACAACAGAAAAUAAUGCUGUUUUUUCAUGCCAAGCUGUAUCUUAAUUCUGCCAUUAAUGAGAAUUUUGUGAUACAAAGCAUUGUAAAAUUCCCUUUUUGGUCCCUCCAUGAUGUGGUGAUGGUUGCCUUUUGGUAUCACUUAAACUUUAAUACCAUUACAUUGAGAUUUUUCUUGUGUGGUAAGUUUAGAGUAAAACCUGUGACAUUUAAACUACUGGUCCUGUCCUGUAAGCAUUCAGGUAUGGCUGCCUGCUGAGCGGAAGAUGAUCUCCACCAUGACAUGUCUCUGCUGGGUGUGUUGGCAUGUGCUAAAUGUGACCCAUCUGAUCUGUAGCUCCUUUCUAUUGACAAUCUCAAAGUCAGCAGAAUUUUAAAUCAUGUUACAUCAUCGAUGUUACUGACGGGCCUGCGCCUUUACAGACAGCGUAGCUUCUGUGUAUCAGUCAAGAAGAGUACUGUUUAAAGACAGUUGUAUAAAAUCACAUGCUUGUCACAGUAGGUUGUGUUUUUUUUAAGGGGUCAACUGAUUACAGUUUUUCAAUGUCUGAUGGCCAAUACCAAUUAUGAGAGACAGCAGGUUGGCCGAUAUAAUAUGCCGAUAUCAGACUGUGCUUGUUUUUGUUGAUUUUUUUUUUUUGUUUGUUUUUAUACUGUUUUUUUUUUUUUACUAAAUACAUUAAUUUUAUUAUGCUGAGCUUGAGAGAGCAUUUUUAUUAAAGAAAUUUGAAAAAAAUAAAAUAUAAUAUAUUUUAAAAUAUUUGUAAAAUUUGUAAAAUAUCUGCCAAUAUUUGUAAAAUCUUGCCAUAAAGGACAUUUGGGUUUUUGUCUGCAAUUUGAAAUUGUUAUUCCACACGAUCUUUUUAAAGUCAAUAAAAACAGAGGCCAGUAAUUGUUUUUGAUUCAAUAUAUUAAUGAGAGACAAGAAAAUUGCAUCUUUAAUCAGACAAAGGAUAAUGGUGAUAUUGACCUUGUUAGAGUUGAUCUCAGUAUCAUGAUGAUUAUUUCAAAAUGCCACUAAAGAAUUUCUGCAUAUUUUGCAAGUCAAAUUAGAAAGAAAGAAAGAAAGAAAAACAUUUAAAAAAUAAAUAAAUAAAAACUGAUAUUGUCUUGUACUCAAGAUCACGAAUGAAAGAUAGACUCCUGUCAGUCAUAUGAGACUUCUUGAACCCUUGCCUCAUUUCUGUCGAAAUGUUCCUUGCCAAUACUUCCAUGCAUUCCCCCUACUUGAGUUUUGUCCUCCUUUUUAAAUUGUUUUGGGAACAUUUAAAAACUGCAGGGGAACAAUAAUGACAACAAAUCCUAAGAGGUUACAGUCACUUUCAUAGCUUUUCCUGACAAGAGUAACAGGGAAGAAGAGUGAGAGUUUGUUGUGCUAAACACACGCUAGGACGUGUAAUCAGAUACUGUGCGCAAUUUGUCUCUUUCUAAAAGUUUGACCAUGAUGAGAGGAUCCUAAUUUUGGAUCAGUUUAUCUUUAACAAAUAAACACAGUUCAGUGUCUCAGAAUCCACUUUUGAUGGUGUCAGCAGUUGUGGUUAAAGUAAUGUCCUCCUUAGGAAGACUGUUAGCAAAAAGCCAAGUGGGGCCAAACACUCAGUGAGUCAGAGUGUGGGAAGUCAUGAGUGUGUCACCAAGAAUGCCAACAUAUUUUCCUGAAGAGGAGGAUGUGUUUUCUGGAGGAAGAUUCAGUGAACAGUCUGGCUUUGGGUCUUUCUUUGGUCAAUUCAACACGUAUUUCAACUAUAUAAUGAAACCUGUGUGUGCAAAGACAGUUUCAGGAGUGAUUUGAUUCAAAAGGGUCAUUUUAAAAUUGCCUCCAUCCAUAUAAGCUUUUCUUAAACUGCGUGAGUUUUUAGGGUUUAAAGAACCUCCUUUGUAUUUCUUGGAAAUCUGUAAAUCUAGAUUUUUUGGAGGGGGUAUUGCUUUUGUGAACUUUGGCACAUCAUCAGUAAAUUCUUCGAAACCUCCUGUAAUCCUCUGACUUAUGAUUUACUGGCCUGUUCAGUCUGUUACAGAAUUAUUUUUUUGUGCUUUGUUGCAGAAAAGUACAUACAGUGUUGACUUUGACUUUUAUAACUACCCCCCUCCCCCAUGUUUGCGUCGUCAUCCACAUCCCUCCGCUCUGAGACCCCCACUGUGUUUCCUUUCGAAAUGAAUAAGGAGUCUGUCUAUUGUCUGUCUUCAAGAGCCUCCGGGCUGUUUAGUAACCACCGAUUUAACUUUAUAUUUCUACUAUACAACAGUCUACUGUGCUUUAAAUAUAGCAAAAAAACACAGAGUAUUUUGUGUCUGUACCAUUUUGUGGAAACCAGCUGUAACUUUCCAUAGUUUUUUUUUUUUAAGAGUAGAAACAGUGUUGUCUUAUCUUCGUAUCUGCAGGUACAAACCUGGACCUGUAACUAUAUUUGUUUUUGUGUGUGUGUUUUACCCAUUCCUCGACCACAUGUCCUUGACAUCUGGUGGCCAUUCCUCCGUUCGGCCCUCUGACGUUAACUCCACAAGCCAUGGGAACUGCUGUGUGUAGGUUGAUGUGGUGUGUGGAAAUACAUGUGUGUGACAGAGAGCGGGGUAGGGAGAGAGAAAAAGAGAGAGAGAUGACCUCAGGUUUGGACCAGAUGUUUCGUCAUCUGUGUACAAGCUUUGUAAUGUGUUCGCUCUGUGAGCCUCAUGAAAUCAGAAGUUCAAUUUAACCUUUAUGUGCGGUGGUUUUGUGGAGGAUAUGGUCUUUGUUUGGUCUUUAUUUUACAGGAAGUUGUUGUGAAUGAACUUUUUGUCAGAUUUGGUGUUCCUAUACAUUGACCUCUGUACACACUGCUUUUAUAUCAUGGUAACUUCGAAUCAUCAUGUCCCAUAAGAGUCACUAAUCCACAGUCUUUUCUGGGAGUCUCUGAGCUCCAUCAUUCCUGCUGCUUCAGCUACACGCAUCAGUCUCACCUCGAUUUAUCUCUUUAUUCUGCAAUGCAAGUACAACACUCAUGUGGUUGAAGAUGAUCUCCCAUGAUGAGGCUCAGCCUUAUCCCAGCUUUACAUUGAGUCUUUGUAAAUAGAGUCUAGACCAUAUUUUUUAAGCGUCUUGGGAUAACACUUGUUGUGAAUGGGCACUAUAUGUCACAUCUCUCAUUACCUGUUAAAAACUGCUUAGCCUAGCCUAGCAUGCCCCACAUAUGGGGACCAUGGUCGCUGCAGUGGUUUUGAGGCCAGGCCCCGACCAUAUGCUGCACGUCAUCCCCCCUCUGUCUCCCACAUUUCCUGUCUCUCUCCAUUGUCUAAAAAACAUUUUAAAAAAUUGCUUUAGAGUAUUAGAUAAAUACCCUCAAUGACAAAAUGGUACGGUUGCCUUUUCGUAUGAUCUUCAAACAAAAAGUUAACCCAAACAGUUUCUUGUUUGUCUUCAUAAGAUUUUGGUUAAUUUCAGGAUAUUGGAGGGAGUGAAAUGAAGGAAUGAACUGCAGGUAUUUCAGCUCCCUCCUUACUUGCAGAUUUGAUCCUUCCUUUGACUAAGAUGGCUUUUACACAUGCAGAAAACUUUGUGAAAGUUUCAGACAGAGUUCAUUUUGAAUCAUCUGAAUCAUCCCUGCUGGUCAUCUAUUGAAAUUUCAGAGUGAACUCAGGGUGACAUGUAAACACAUGACUUUUAUAUCUUUCAACUAGUUCAAUCCCUGAGAAGUGACAUGUAAAAGGAUGAAUAAGAAUAUGAGGUUCCUUUUCAAGACUCUGCUCCACCCUUUUUGAUUUUCACUGCCCUUCAUGCCCGUCUCUUCUUCGAAAUCCUGUCCCUCAUAACUCUUAGUCUAGAUCUGUUUCUGUCUUCAAGAUGCGGUCUUGUGUGCAUCCACAUUUUGGGGUUUUACCCUGUUGAUAUAUUUAGCUAACUGAAAACAUCCCCAGGAACGAUCAUCCUGUCCCAAAUGAGAGAGAAAGAGAGAGAGAGAGAGAGACAGAGAGAGAGAUAAAGCCACAUACACAUCCAUGGUCUCUCAUGCCCUUUGGCCUCAAACAAGCUUGUCCUGGGGUCCUCUCUGUUUAUAUUCCCAUGCAUAUUCGUCAUAGGAAAUUCAAAGGCAGUGACUCCUCCCUGACCCAGUUUGGUUUAGAUAUAUAUUUCCUAUUUCUAACCUUCUUGUCACACAGCCUCACCCUCUUAUCAUCAGCUGUCUUCAUUUUUAUGCAAAAUUAAGUUUCGUCGACUCUAGAGUGAGUUCAGCCACAGUGCUUUCAAGCUCUGAGACCUAAUCCUUCCCUUUUAGAUAGCCUGUGUAGACCCUGACCCUCUGAACCUGUGAUAAGCUCCGACCUCCGACCCCUCUAAUACUCCACUUCCCUCCGUCAUCUUUCUCUCCUUGGACUCAGUGAAGUGGAUGUUUGCUGGCGCUUUAACGCAGGAAUAACACAUUAUUUAGUUUUUUUUUCCAUUUCUGUUUCUUUUUGUUAAAUAUAGUUAAAGGAACCUGAAUUAUCACUUCUUUGAUAACAUGAGGUGGAAUUUCUCUCAUUGGUUUACUUUAUUGAUUAUCAUAUUAACCAUCUCUGAUCUUUCAAUUUAAACUAAGUUAGACAGCCUCCCACAUAUAUGAACAUCCAGCGUCUGCUCAGCUUUGAUUGUUCACAUAAAAACCUCAAGUCCCAAAGGACUCUUUAAUGCAAUUGGUGUGUAUAAACACUGAAUGAUUUAAUCAAUACAGCACUGUAUAUUACUGCUUCUACAUACUCAUCUUUUUCUCACUGUCUCUAACAUUAAAAAGAACUAAAAAUCUUAUUUUUCAAAAUGACAUACAGGGAGGUAUGAUUUGUUUUUUUCUCAUUUUCUUCUGAUUUUUGUCUCCUAGGAGAAGCGAAAACGGCAAACAGAGAUUGAAGACAAAAGAAGCCAGCUCGAUGACCUGGUGCUACAAGUGCAGCAUCUCAAGGUUGGUUUUUGUUUUGUUUGAGAGUCCGUUUGUGUGUCCAUGUGUAUUUCUGAUACAGACUUCUAAUGAGACUUUCAGCCCAUUACUUAUUCAUAGAGGUGAGUUUCAGGGUUGAACAAAGUCAGAGUAAAAGUGAAGGUAAAGUAGCAUUUAGGUUACAAACACAAGCAAGUGAUUCAAAAACCAAUGAUGAUCCCAUGACGGCUUCACCAAUGCACAUGUUAAAUCAAAGCAAUCCAUGAGUGUUUCUUUUUUAACAAAAGUUUUGCCUUGAGACGAAGCAUCAGAUGUACACCACUUUGCUUUCUCCAUACGAUACGAUACACUUUAUUGUCUUCUCAGGGAAAUUUGUCUUGGACUCCCAGAGCUGCACAGAUAAAGCUGCCAACUUAUGACACAAAGUACUAGACCUAACAAAGACACAGUCACACACUGCACAUACCCAUAUUGCACAUAUCCAUUCUCCUUUUACACCCACUAGCAGGAGAUUUUAGUCGCCCAUAUGCAUGGGUAAUUGUGUCGGGUGGACAGGUAGUGGUCCAACACCACUCUCAGAGCUCCUGGUGUGCAGGCCCGUUUGAGCAGUUUAGCCUAGCCAAGCAGGGCAGGCUUGGCUGUUUUCUUCUCUGCAGAAAAAACACUCAACUCCAAACACACAUAAACAUAUCCCCUUAAUAAUCACUGCCAGCAGCUACUGGUAAGCCAAGAUUUUGUUUCAAGCAAACAUUGAUUUGACGUUCAAAUAGUGAGUACUGUGUAAACACUAUACAAAAUGCUGACAGAUUGUGAGACUGAAGAGAUGGAUAGGUUUCAGUGAUCAGAUCCUCAUGUGUUCCUCUUUGGCCUCACACACAAACUCAGAAAGUAUAACUAACACUGUCUGGAGAGGACUAGCCAAAAUCUUAUACAUGAUGAAAAUUGUAAUCAAAAUCUUCUUUCUUGAUAAGGAAAACUUUGAUUUCAGCUCUGGUUCACCAAAUAUUUGUUAUCAGCAGUGAAAAAUGAAACCCCAACUUAAAUUCUUAGAUGUGAUGAAAAAGAUCAUCCUAAAUAUAAAAAAUCUAAUACUUUUUUCAUUCUACAAUGUAUAAGGUUAUGAAGAGUUUUUGUUGUUGUUGUUGUUGUUUUUCUGGAAAGCUGAAGCCGUAAAAGCUGCACGUACUGUAUGCAGUGUGGGUGGGUAAAUAACUGUGCGUGGGUACCCAUUAUUCUUCAAAUAGCUAUGGUAGCAAGUUUUUAAUAUUUGCCGUAAAAAUACAUUCCACUCUCCAAUUAGAGACUUUAAGCACAUUUGGCAUGGAUUAUUUUGAAUAACUUAAUUUACUACUUUUGUGUGUGCUUUCCUUUGCCCACUUCCAUAAGCCCACUUAUGGAAAAAAAUAAUCAACCCAAGAGAAAGAGUAAUCAAACCCAUAUGCACUGGCAAUUAAAGCAACAAUCCAGCACAGUUCGAACAUUAAUGAUGCUGUUGUCCAUAUUUUUGUUAAUAGUUUGGGUUCAACGGAAAAACCCUUAAAAGUAAUCCAAGCCUCAGUGAUCAUGAAAGGAAACAGACUAAUUUGACUCUUUUCUCUUUUCUGUUCUUGUACACCUUUUUUUAAAUUUCCAUUUGAACCAUCCUUAGUUGCUCUUCGUGUGCAGUGCAUAGAGUUAACUAAUAUGCUGUACCACUAAAAUGAUGCAACAAAAGCUUACCAUUUCUCCCCAGACAACCUUUUUGUUUUAAACAAAGUUUCCUUGUUUUAUGUCUUUGUAAAUGCAAUGAAAGGAAGUGAGGGGAAAAAAGAUGGAUCCAGGCUGUUUGUGGACAGCCUCAAUUAGGGCUGGGCGAUAAAUCGAAAAUUUAUAGAUACCGAAAUUUACGACAAUAACUGAUGUCAUUUUGCCCAUAUCAGUAACUCAGUGUUAAAAAAGUAAAUAAAUAAAAGUUGGUUUUGGAUGUGUGUAGGUAGGCUAUGGUCUCAUGUUCCCUUUGGACGCUGUCCUAUGACGGAGACGUGACUCCACCCCAUUCAGUAACAAAGAGAGAAAGACAGGUGAGAAGAUGGAGGACGGUUCAAAGGUUGUAGCGGCUAGCGGCUGAAGUAGACAAAGUUAAUGUGGGAGGGGGUGAGCAGCUUAUAGAGUAGUUAUCGAGGUGUUUAUCGAUAUAUCGUGAUAUUGAUUUGAGGCCAUAUCGCCCAGCCCUAGCCUCAAUCCUUAGGGAAGCAAGGUGUCCCACUUGGUGUCUUAGCUUUCUUCUGCUGCAUAGAAAAGGACAAAACUGUACUUUUAUGCUUUUACUUGACAACCAAAAGGUGAAAAAUGAAAGAAAAGACACCUGCAGGUCUAGAAUGUUAAAAUCAGAAGGAGAUGACUGUGUCCUAUUUUCUUUUUCUUCCUUAUAUCCACAAAAAGGACUGAAAGCGCAGAACUGACAUCGCUAUCACCCUCUGAUAAUCAGGGAGCCCCUACAGAGCCUGUUUUUAUGACGUCUGUCUUGCAUACAACACAAGCAGGCUUGAAAUCCAGAUACUAUCAGCAUCCAGUCACACAGGCCCAUUUAAUGGCCAUUACCUCUGAGAGCCACACAGCCAGGAAGCAUGAAGCUGCUUUUGUAGUCCUCUCUCCUGAGACUUAAGAGGAAAUGGAGACUGGAGCCCAGAGAUUUGAUAAGGACCCCUUUGCUUCUUGAUGCAAGUGUCUCAGAAUGGAGGCGUUGAUCUGAGUCUGGGACAGGGUAAACAUCACAGUGGUUUUAGACUCCAGUUAACCUUACCCUGCACUUUCUGCUCAAACCUGAAGACCUGGUUGAUUUUCUCUCCUGAAGCUGUAUAGUUCAGGACCUAAUGCCUGGUCAGCUCUAAACCGGUUAUUCCCUUCUCUGGUGAAUAGCAUAUACUUUUUGAGCAGUCCCAUACCUCCCUUUUAAGGAAGCUCAGAGUGGUUGUGUGUCACGGCGAAACAGGAAAUGGAAAGUCUAUUAAACAGCGUGGGAGAGAGCAGAGAGCGUGGCUGGUUCUCACAGCACUGCUCAAUUAUCCUUCACAGUUUUAUCCACCGAUGCUUUGUUAACUACUAAAGCAGUUCAGACGACUUUAUUUAUGUGUAAUAAUAUCUUCCUGUACAGCAUUACUUUGAUAUACUUCCACAGGGAGGACAAAGUAUGGAGCAGGCUGGAUGACUGACAUAUUUAAACAACAAGCUGUGGUUGUAUGCUUCAACUUUAGGUCUACAUUUUCGUGUUUUCUUACUUUUAUGUAAACUAGAAAAUCAUAUUUGAUUUUUUUAUUUAUUGAAAUGGGAUGUAACAAAGCUCCAGUAUGAGGGUCUUUUUCCAAUCCUGUUAGUAGGGGAGACCGAGGCUUGUUGUCACACUUUUUACACUUUUAUGUAUUUCUUGGAAUCGAUACAUCAUGUAUAAACAAAAUGUGUACCAAAUGAAAGACCAAAGUCUCAGGUAUAUAUUUCGUAUUCAUGUCAUUUUUAAAUUUUGUGUCGGUUCAGAGUUAUGAACAAUCAAUUGAGAGUGUGAACAUGUGACAUGUUGCCCCUCCAUUGGUAAGUUGUCUCACUACAUGGGAUAAGACGUCACAGUGGAUUUUGCAGCUAAUAAUACAAGGAGAAAAUUAUUGUUCUAUUUUUUUUUUUACUUGAAAGUGAACAUCAAAGUCAGGCACAGAAAAUGUUUAUCGUUGAGCUAGAAAAAGUUAUUGAACAAUUGUUAACAUAAAAUAUUAUGCAACAUGCUCUGGAGUUUGGAGAACUGUCUGACUCUGUAUUCCAGCUGGGAUGAAUGUUUUACAGUACCGAGCCAAGGUGUGGUAGUUGACAUUAAAGACCUUUAUUGUACUCCAGAUUGAUUCAUUAGCCAGGGUCACCUGCCUGACUGCUCACUUUCUCCUCUCUUUUAAACCACUCUUUUCUCUGUAAAAAUAGUCAAAUUUUCAAUAUGACAACUGCUGAUAAGCAGACUCUCUAUGUUAAUUUUAAUCCCUUUUAAACAUGUGACAACUAACCCCAAAAGGACUGAGACAUGUUGCCCCAAACUAGCAUGUUUGCUAAUUAAAGCUUUAUCUUAAAGUUAGUUUAAAUCAGAACAAUGACUGAGCUAUGACAGGAUGCCUUAAUCUCUCCUCUAACAAGUCCACAUGUAUCACUGCUAAGAUUUUUAUCUGGAAGAAGCUUAUUUUAAAAUAUAUCAAGUUUUUUUUUUUUUUUACUUUGGGUUGUGUAAAAUGGUUAAUUGACACAAUGUGCUCUUCUCUUCUCAGACAGGACACGACCCUUGACCAUUUAAGGGAAUAAAACUGAUAUUCCACUUUUUAGUUGCGCCCUCUGGUGGCAAAGAUAAUUGCGAUGUGACAACUUACCCAUGUUACGACAAGCCCCGGUCUCCCCUAUUGCAGAGAAAACAAAGUAAUAUCUUAACUCUGACAUGGUGAUAAAGGGAGCUUGGCUUUCAUUCAGAUAUAUCUGGCCGUCAACUUUCAAAAUAAGAUGUGUGAUUUAUGCGACCUCAGCUCAACAAUGUGGGUGUGCGGCAGUCACACGUAGACGCAUUAAUAAACAAAGAGCCUCAGCAGGAGGCAAAAUGCUUCGGAGUCAUUUCUGUCGAGCUCACUGUGUGGUGUGUGUCAGUUUGUGUUUAUAUGCAGACACUCAUUCUGUUAAUUGUCAGCUCCGCUGCGCCCUGAGCUAUGGUUUGACAGUAAACAACCAAAGGUGAAGCUCAGUGUUCCCGCUGGACUCUGUUAUGGUAACAAAACAGAGAUCCAGACAGAGAGGAAACAUUGGUGACAUUAAAAAAGACAUCUGGCAUUUAUCUCAAAAACAUUAGAGAAAAACAGAAAACCCCUACCUGCUGAAAUGAUUGGCACUUUCACCUCUAUUUAGGACUAAUUCUGUCUUAUUUUGCGGUCAGAUAUUUGAAGGCAGAGCUGCAAACAGAAGUGCUGAAAAGAAAGAAUAAACAAAGUAGUUAAUGCAAGUGAGUUAUUUAUAUUUAGAGAGGUGGAACAGCUCAAACAAUCAUAUCAUUCCUGGUGAGACAGACAUUUUGGCGUGUCUUAAGGCAGCAGCUGUAUCACAGAUGUAGUGUAUUCAAACUUCAAUGUUUUCCUCUUCCAAAGCAUCUGACCCCUGAGGUCUGUUUGUGAAACAAAAACUACAAUCUGUCUCAUCACACAGCAGCAACACGAUCAAAGAGUAUAAUCCUUGAGUACAGGAGAGAAGAUGAAAACAUGAAUUUAAGAAAAAACAAAGAUUAGACUCUCCUCAGGCAUGAAGUCUGACUUGUUUGUUUGGGGAAAUUAUUUAAGAUCAGUAAAAGAUUCAGUGAACAGCUUGAAACCUGAUGGGGACUAUUUGCUGUAGCUCCCUUGGACUGAGGCGAUUCAUAAGAGAUCUGCUGCGAGUGGGACCGAGUUUUUCGGCUAAGUUUAGAUUCAAUCUGUGUGCAUGUGUGGGCCUCUAUUUAUUUGUUGUAGCUGUGCUUGGCAGUCAUCUCACAACUCUCUCUCAAAUAGUCUCCAUUAUAGAGGUCCUCUGGCUGUUAGUAAUAUCUAAGAAUAUCUCAGCUUGCAUAGAAAAGACGGGCUAUUUGAAGGCCGCUGUGAUGUCGCUGAAGAUUUUUGCAAGCUGUAUCGUAAUGACCCAAAUAAAUCUCACAAAGGAUUACAGCAGUUCGAAAGCAUGAUGUUAACAGUGUGUACAAUACAAAACAAUGCAACUGUCCAAAAGUGUUGUCGAAUGCUUUUAUCUAAGAAUGUGUUUGGAGGGUAAAAACAAUCACUGUUUGAUAGCAUGUGAUUCAUCCUGUCUGUGCUGUAUUCCUUUAGAAAUGAUCAUACUUUUUAAAGUACCUCUGCUAAAUGUGUGUAUUUCCUCUCUUUAGUCCAAAGCCAUGCGUGAGCGAUGGCUCCUCCAGGGAAUGGGAGUGGAGGAAGAGGAGGCACGGCGGAAACAGCUGGAACAGGAUGAAGAGCAGGGGAAGAGACUAGAAGACCUCAUACAGAGGUACGGCCAUGGAAGACACACUGACACAUGUAUGAGGCUUUGUUUAGUUUUCAUGCAGAUCUGCUUCGACAUCUGGACCAAGAACUAGCAGACUAAUGUUACUACACAUCUGCUUUCUUUUUUAAUUUUAUGGAGUCUUUCAUUUUUGACAAAAUUGCAAAUCACAAACUGUCCGACUUUGUUCAUAUCCUACUCAUGUGGUCUCUAUUAGGAAAAACUUGGUGCAAAUCUUAACACCUUUUUCUCCAGUUUUCUAUUCAUUUAAAAUACACACAGUACUUGUUCUCACUCAUAUAAUUUGCAAAAUCAAUACAAAUGUAGAACUGUUAAACAAAGCAUACACAUUAUGAGGUGUUUGUGGUUGAAUCUGGUUCGUAAAAACUGAGGCUGAGUGAAGUAUACUUGGUGAGAAGUCAAAAGUUAUACUUGCAAAACAAUGACGUCACGCCUAGAAAGAACAGAGUAGGAGUAGUAGUAGGAACGGUACAAAGUCUGACGUAAAUUGAUGCUAAUGGCACAAAAUACAACGUCUAAGGCUGUGUGAGUCAAAUAAGUGUGGAAAAAAACAGCAAUAUCCCACCAAACAUCUGACGUCGAAGAGACGUGCAGAUCAAGUCAGUAUUGGGUCGGUCUGUCAAAGACCACAGCUAGACGUCAAAAUAGGUUAGAAAUUUCGACGUCCAAAUUGGACUUUUUUAGACGUUGCUCUGAUGUUUAGAAUUUGGACGUCAUCUGAAGACCAAAUCUAGACGUCGGCACAACGUGCAAAAUGGAUCCAAGAUUUAGACGCCAUUAUUGGACCUCUUUUAGACGUUGAAAUGACGUUCACAUUUGUACUUCAUCGUCGAAAAAUACGUUAAAUAGUUGUCAUUUCGACGUCGCAUUGCACAGUGGGACGCUUAGAUAUGCCUUGAUUUAUCAUGUCCUACACUUGUCCUAUGUUAACAUUAGCACAAAGCAUGCAGACCUGGCUUAACACAAGACUAUUUAACUGACUUAAGAUUUAAAUGUGAAAGAAUAUUGUGCAAAUAAAUUCUUUUCCGGUCCAUUUGAUGGUGCUGGACCGAGGUCUGAAGUUUUAACAAGCAACUUAACUCAACAAAGAAAACCUGUAGAGGUCUACUUAUUGUUCCACACAGGAAUUGAUAAGAGACUUGUGUAAAUGUUUCAUAGGCAUGGCUGUGAAGUAUCCCGUUUGGGUCGGGAAACUACCAUAUUUUACCCCUCUUUCCCGCCGUAUUCCUGUAUCAGUAUUCUCACGGAAAUCUCCUAUAUUAUAAUAUAUGUAUAAAAAAAAAACAUUAUUCUGCGUCUCCAAACUGAACUCGCGCGCUAAGAACCCACCAACUAGGCUAGCAGUGAGAUAUCAUCUGUGAUCACACAGACGAUGAACCAAACCCCCCACAACCAAAUUUUGACAGGUAUAUUCAUAGGUUUGAUUUUGAUUGUACUUUUCAUCUCAAUGAAUAUAUUGGUUGUGUUUCGUAUUGUCCAAAAACAGCCACACUUCAGCUGACCACUCAUAUGGAUUUGAUAUUUUCUUCCACCACCAUCAUCAAUGCACCACCACAUUAAAACAUGAUUUUCAAAAAGUUUACAUUUGAUGCCGUCAAGUACUGGGACACUUUUAGCUCCAAUGCAGCUCAAGAGCUAUCGAGUAAUAUCAAGCUUCGAAAACAUCAACAAUGGGAUUCUUUGGACAUAACAGCCAAAUUUGAAGGAUCAAAAAGAGAGUCCAAGUAUAGAGCUAUUUGUGUGACUGUUGGUGCGCAUAACACACACACACACACACACACACACACACUCUUACACACACAGUGUAAAUGGAGAGGCAGUGGGGGUAGGAGAUUCUUCGGGGCAGCUCUGGAAUCUAGCAGCUCUGUAACCUUAGCUCAAAAUCUACAUUUUUUUUUUCACUCACUGGUGUGAAAACAAACACCAAGAGCUAUGUAUACACACACUUCUCCAAAAACAGAUAACAAGAGCUCACAAGAAAUGAAGAGAGAGACGAAAAGAAUUAAAAGCCAUGACAGAAAAUAAGAGAUAGAAAAGUGAAGCGAGGUAUGAUUGUUGGAGGGAGAAAAUUAGAUACUGAGAAGACAAAGAGCAGAGAAAGAGAGAGUGAUGUUAUUCCGUGGGCACUUCCUGUAUUUGUGUCUUUAGGAGGAGCUUCCUGAUUCCCAUCAAGCACUGCUGUGGGAUAGUCUCUUAUUCCCCAAUGAAGUUGGGGCAUGAGAUCACCAAUGCUAUGAAUAAAGUGCCUGCCAGCUCCUGUCAUCAUCAUGCCUUGUAUUCUUGGCCCAGAGUUUUUCCACUGGCAGGGUAUGAGGAUUGGGUACGGCCUCUUAUUUUUCACUUUAUGCGAUUUUCAGGAGUCGUUCACAGGCAACACAUAGGAGAAAAACGCAUCGGAGUGUUACUGAGGUGAUGAAUUAACAGUGAAAGUUGUAUUGUGACCACUCUGCAUAUUUGGAACCAUAGUGAAAGUGCAUCAUUCCUCUGCUCUGGGGGAGUGGUGGCCAUUUGGCAGGCAUAUUUUCCCCAGACACAGACGGGACUGUAAAAUAUCUUCCAUUCCCAUACUUCUCUUGCUAUGUUUUCAGGCAAGAAAAAAAGUGAAAACAGAGUCAAAAGUAAGAGAAACUGAUGGCACCAUUGGACAGAAAGUUAAGGAAAGAUAGAAAAGAGGCAAGAUAGGAACUUCUGUCAGUAUCAAGCAUUUGGAACAAAGCUACAACUUAUCAUCCGACAUGCUAUGCUGGCUCAUUUUUUUGCAGAGUGUGCAAAAUAAAUCAGCAAAUGAAGAGGCUCUGGGUCACUUUAACAUCCGUGAGUCCAGCUCCAGCUCCACCUCCUCAUCCAUCAAAUCUGAGCAUGAAAGAGACUCUGUUGGCCGGUAGCUACUGUAGCUUAUCACCCGCGCUGAAACAACAUCAACACCGCGCGUUGUCACGAAACCGGGAUAACAUUAGAUGUGUAUAAACAGAACAGCAGUGAAUGCUCAAAGAGAGGGCAUUGUAGGCCAAAGUACAGUUGUGAUUGUGGAGCCGAUCCGUGUGAAUCAGCUCAUUCAGCAGCUGUUGAAUAGACUUGUUGUCUGACACGCUUUCGAAGUGCAGAUAUUAAAGUCUGCGGUUUUAAUUACUUAGAAAAGCAAUUAAAACCGCAACGAUAAUUCUUCACUGUGCCGCUUCAGAGCAUGUGUUUUUGUCGGCGAUGGAGCUUCAUUUAGGUCCUCGAUGUGCCAACACAAAGGAAGACAGAGCUGCAUCACUGCCAGAACAUUGAAGUCGCAGAAUUGGUACUUCACUGCAGAAGAUCAGAAAUUAUUUCCAAGACUGAAUUUUUCAGGCAUAUUAAAAGCCUGUCCUUGUUUUGGACUUAACUCCUGUUGAUCUUGCAUGAGAAGAGACAUAACAUCAGUGAUCAUCCUAACAAGCGACGAGUUCGUUUCCAUUUUCAGAAUAUCAGAUCAGAACAGAAUCAGAUCAGUCCAACAGCUUUUUGCAUGUCUGGAUGUUAUUUACACCAGGGUCGCAGAUGUGUGCUUGUAAUAAAGAGGAGCUCAGCUGUGCAGGUUUUAAUCCUCAAAGCUUCAUAAAUCGGAUCAAAUGGAUGAAAUAAAGUCAUAAGGCACAUGACUGUGAAUCCAAAAUGCAAAACUUUAAACCCGUUAUCAACUUUUUUUUACUAAAUUACAUCCAAUUGUGGAAAUUUUUAUGAGAAACUUUUAACAAUUGUCUCUUUGGUUACGGUGUCAUGCUGUGAAACAGGAGAUAUCUCCAUUUAGAUGUUUGAGAGGGAAGAACAUUGAUACAUGGCCCGCGACAGUGUCUAUGCGCUCACUUCAGCCAGAGGGUGUGGCAUCUAUAUUUACACUCUGUGGGACACCAUCCCAGAAUAUCCUGUAACCCAGGCAACCGGAGUCUUUCCAACACUGAUAGGGACAGGGGUGAAUAGUUGGAAUGGAUAUGGACAGUAAUCUGUGUGUGUGUGUAAGUGUAUGAGUGACAGAGAAAGUAAGAGACUGAAGCUGUAAUCAUGAGUAAACCUGGAAACUACACCCACCUCCACCUAUAAAAAACGCUCAGGAGGCCAAACAUCUUGUUCGCCACAGUUUUAUGGUUGCUAGACUAAUGGCACAUGCACCAGCGGACGCUUAAAUGACAGACAGUGACAAAGACGAAGCAGCGGCUCUUUUAUACACGCUCAUUUCAUGCACCGAAGAACACAUAAACAAGAGUGGGAACAAAAAGAGGAACAGCUGUUUGUGUCUUAUCAGAAGAAGUGCAGUGGUGCUGACUUUAGUGGAGGUACGGAAAACGCAAAAGAUGGAAGAUGCAUGCCGUCAGGUGAUACGAUCUUUUAGGGAAAAUUCAUUUGAUAGAAGAAAAAAGAGAGGGAGAAAAAAAGGAGAAAGAAAAAGUCAAGAGAGGGACUGUUGUGCGCUUGCUCUCCUGUUCGGGAACACAUGAAGCAACAGAGCAAUGGAAGAAAUAGCAGCCAUUGACAGAGCACAGUUUAGUACAGAGUCUGGAGAACAAACAUGCAGUAAGAGACAGAAUAAGAGUGUGUGGCAGCAGCAGUGGUACUUUUACAGAUAUCCCUAUCAUUACGUGGACAGGCUGAAUAAACAGACAGGAGAAUACAGCAGCAAAGAGUCCUUUCACAACGUGGUGCUGUCUCGACCUACCCAGACUGAUUUACUUUUAGGAAGUCGCUUGAUUUAUGUCGCACAGACUGUCCAAUGUCGAUGUGGCCUUUAUUGUAGGGAAGAAGAGGGUUUCUUUCAGUUUUUCCAACCUCUGAAAGCAAAAGUGACUCAACGAAUACAGAGCAUUUAGAUAAACUGUUGCAACACAAGUCAAUAUGAUGCUCUAUAUAUACAUUAUAUAAAGUUAGUGGAUGUUUUUUGAGAGACUGUUAGCUUGGGAUGAAGCAGGUUGCUCUGUUACAAGCAGGGACCAAAUUCGCGUUUAAGGGCUGAGCUAUUACAUGGCAAAAUUAGGGCUGUAAUCAACCAAAGAAAUUCUUAGUCGACUAAAACCCUGAAAUUUUUUACCAAAUAUCAACUUAUCGGGUGGUGUUGGGGUGUAAAGGUUAGAGUUAGGUGGGUUGGGUGAAUCCAAAAUGGUGAAAACAAGGGGGGUGUUCUGAGACAGGCUCUAAAAACACCUCAUCAACACUUGACACGUUCCUCCUGAUGAAAUUAACCAUAGACUGUAAAUUGACGUGAAAAAAAAAGAAUCGACCGAUCAGAAUUUUGGUCGACUCAGCAUUUAUCGACCAAUAAGUCGACCAGUCCACUAGGACUGUACAGCCCUAGUAAAACCACAACAGCACCGUCUAGACCAAACCCAGUAUCUGUGUCUGUCCACUGAUUCAUUAAAAGUCCCUCUUCAACAUGUUACUGCUGAGACAACCAUGUAUCUUAGAUUUUAAUGUGCAUGGGAAAAUGAAUAUGUACAUGAAUUUCUGUAAUGUAUAUAUAGUAUGAACCACAAUAUCAUCCAUGUUCAUCAUUCUGGAUGAGAAUGCCGCAGCCUGUUUGCUUAUAUGUUUUUAUGCUAAGCUAAGCUAACCAGUUGCUGGUCGUAGCUCUAUAAUGUAUCAAUUGUUUCAUCUUACACUCUAAAGGAAAGAUAGUGGGUGGUUUUCCCAAAAUAUCAAACAAUCUCAAUUAAUCAGUAGCAUUUACUUACAUGACUACAUAGAAAGUGUUUUUCUUUGGGUCUGUUCAUGCAGGCUUCAUGGACCAAGACUGUUACUCUUAAUUCUACCACCACACACUGACCUCAUCCCUCUGACGGAUAGAUCAAUAACGCUCCAUCUAAUUCUUUCUAACCAUCAAUCAAUUACCAGACCAGAAAACCUCUAAACUGUGCUGAGGAAGCAAAUGGAGUUUGCAGGAUGGAUGGAGCCCAGCAGGCGGUCUGGCUACAGCAAACUGUACUUACUGCAACAGGCCCAUUGAAGUGCUCAUAUCAUGUUACAUAAUGUUCUUAAGAUAUUUGUCUUUUGCCAUGCUGUGACUGCAUGAGAGUUUGGAUCAGAUUAUUUUCCUGUAAUCAAGUUUUCCUUCCCUGAUUUCUGAGCUCAUCAGAUUUUAGGAAGUACCUCUUGAGCUGAGUUGAACUAAAAUGAAAAACAAGUAAAAGUCCAGAGUCAGUCACUUAAUGUGACACAGUCAGAUUUAGACUAGAAUUAAAAUCCCAACACAGCUUUGAUUCAUUUUUGACAUUUACGCUAGAUAAAAUCUGAUCUGAUACGGAUAGUGUCCCAGAAUCUGCCCCAGUUAUUUGUCUGACAAAAAAAAAAAAAACAUGUUACGUGUUUUAGACUCCUUUUUUAGUUGAUCAAACAGCCUUGGACUUAAAGCCUUCACACUUUCUUUUAUUCAAAGUCACAACAAUGCCAAAUAAAAAAACUUAAUCGAUGAAAGAUACAUAAACUUUUUCUGUCAAACUCAUUCAAUUUUUGCAGUAAUAGCUUGAAAUUGGAUGGUUCCCCUGAAGGUCCAUUAAGCUGAGGUAAAUUACUUUUUUGGUCAUGUUGGAGUUUUAUGCUCUCAAGAUUUACAAUUUUUAUGUGUGCAAUGUGUCUGUCCCUGACAAAUUAAGCAAAAUUAUCGAAUAAACAUCAUUGUGGCAUUGUCUGGAGCAGUUUGCACACUUCUUCAAAGAGAUCUGAAAUGAUUGAUAAGAGAUAAAUCUGUUACCAGUCAUUGUGAUAGUGUGAACAGUUUGUUACACUGAAAACUGGAAAUUUAUUUACUGUUUGUCAGACAAAGCAAAACAUUUCAAGAAUUUGUGUGAACUUGAUGAGGUAAAAAUCUGAGUUGCAGCUCGUGUUUGUAACUUACUAUAAGUUUAUUAUCAAAAUUAUCCUUGUGUGUGAAAGUGCUGCUUAAAGCCCCAGUAGGGAGUUUUUGUUCAAAAAAUUUUGAAAACUUUAUUUUGAUAGUCCACAUAUUGACACUUAACACGCCAUCAGUAGAUAUGUAGUUGAAUGUGAACAGCAUUGUAGCAUUGUAUAUUGUAGCAUUGUAUAUGCAGCAUCAAUGAACACGUCUAUUUUCAUACACAAGGCGCACCGGAUUAUAAAGCGCAUAAAGCCAAACAAAACAGUCAGAUAAGUCAAACUUUAUUUAACUUAUUCAAUAACUCCGCGAGGCUACACAAGCUGCAGUGCUCCGACAAGCCAAAAGGAUUUUAAAUGCACCUUAUAGUGCUACCUACCUACCUACCUACCUACCUACCUACAAACAAACAAAUAUCGCUUGUGUGCGAUAUGUUGCUGACUGUAUUCAUGGAGUAUUGGGGUGCUUGGAUUAAUAUCCGUUAUGAUUGUGCUGUCGUGUUUUCUACAACACAGCCUGUACUUUGUCUUUUGCACCUUUAAACUGUAAACAAUGGUGAAUAUGAAGACCAGGGACAGACACAGAGAGUGAUAUAUAAAUACAAUCUGUCUUCAGUGCUCUGUGUGAAUUUUUGCCAAGGACAGUUAAUCAUUCAUGACAAAACAUCCUGUUUACAAUCUGGGGGACAGACCCUAUUCAGUCAAAGUUUUAAUGUUUCACUUCCAGGUCACUCUAUCCAAACACAAAAGGACAUGGCACUGGUAUUAAAUAGGGGGUGCAUUAAAAUACAAGGACAGACCGACUUUAAUUGUAGCUCAAAAAGUGUUCAAUUGUACACUCAAGCAUCUUGUGGCCAAAGCAAGUACUACAACAACAAACAUUUCAUACUUUAAAGAUAUCAGCUCAGACUUGGAACAUCAUUUUUACAUUGUAGUUGUUGUUGUUUUUCAAUUGUCUCCCAAAACCUCCAUACAGUUAAUCACUCAGGACUGAAGCAUGAUCACUCUGAUUAAUGUAUGACAGAUAGGAAUCUGUACCAAUAAUGAUGGGCUAGUAUGUACUGUAUAGGAAGAUUAUUGAAGACAGGAUGAAGCUUUUAUAAACAGCUUUAACUUUUGAUUCUCAAGGUUGUUUAUCUAGACUUUUUUAUUGUUCAGUAUAAGUUGAUAAAUUUAUAAUGUAGUGUGCUACAUUAAAUUGUAAGUUUCCCUCUUACAUGUAUAUUAUGCAUUAUAUAUCAGUGUAUACCAUCUUUUCAGUUAUUAUUAAACAAAGAGUAUGAUAUGAACCUACUCUUUUUGUAAAGCAUCUUGGGAUAACAGUGAUUAUAAUUUGGCACUAGACUGUGAGAGUGAUUGAUUUCCAAUAAAUACUUUAUACAAUUCACAAAGGAGUUGUUGACAAAUAUGUCAAUAACAAUAAAAUUUGCCUAUAACUAGAUUCUCAUACGCUACAAACGAUCUAUUUCAAUUGUACAUACUCUUCGCAUUUGCAGUAUUUUCAUUUGCACUCCUCGAAUUGUAGAAUUUUAAGAAAAAAAAAUCAAAUAAAUUUAAAGUCCCUGUUGUUGUUGAAAGUGUGCAGUAACAAGAAUCCAGGAGUCUAGAGAGCAGCUCUGUUCAUUUCACACAGACAGUAUCCUGCGUACAUAAACACGGUGUGGUUAGACUUCCUUUUCAAAGUCCAUCUUCGUAUGGUUCACAGUCUGUGCGCACAAAAAGCACACACACAUGCGGCACACAAACCAGAUGUCUGUUUUUCCUCCUCCUGUAUGAUGUGGAAAGCAGUCGCUGCCCACCCAGGGGUAUCCAUGGCAACCGGCCUGUGGUUGGCUGACAGGGUGGGACAGUGACAUCACUUGUGUCUAUCUGGAUUGCCACAGAGAUAGUGGCGCUGCCAGACUGCGAAGUAUAUAGAGAAGUAAAGGGGAGGGAAGGACAGUGUGAGGUCAUGGUCACAUUUCUCUUUCUCUCUCUCUCUCUCCCUCUUUCUCUCUCUCACACACACAAACAAACACAAACAUGUGCACACAAAUGAACCACAUGACCUGUGGAACUAGAGAAAAGGUUGAUCAGGUGUUUUAGACCCAUCUAGUUAGAAAGUUUAGACCCCUGCUUAUUGUUAAACACACUCUGUGUUUUUUAUGCUAUAGUUUUUGAUUAUCUAACAGUUUUGUAUCUACACCGUUAACAAUUACCCACAUUUUAUCAAAACAAGGGUGUAAAUGAAAGCAAUUUACCUUUAACCAGUCUCUUCCAGUUACAUCAUAUUUCUUUUUUUAUGUGUGUUCAGUCUUAGUUUCAAAUGACCACCAGAGGGCGCCAGAUACAAGUUUGACCAGUGGUGCUGUUGAGGACCAUGAGAGGGGUGUACAGAUUUAAAGACAUAACGCUCCCCUCCAGAGAUUGAUUAUGUGACUCUUCUUUCAAAGGGGUGAACACCUUCUUAUUGAUUUUAGGCUGUACUUGACCACACUAUAGAUUACACUAUGAUGAUAUAUUUCUGUGAAGUGAGCUUCUCCCUCUAUCUUUCUUCCAUAUUUUUCUACUUUCCCUUUUUAUAAUCUCUUUCUAACAGCCUGUUUUGACAAAAAUGUCUCACCAAGUCAAUAAUUUUGUGGAAGAAAAACGUGUUGGAUGCUUCAGACAGUCCAAGUUGCCUUAGGUAUGAAAAAAGUAGUUUUUUUCAUAUCAUGAGUAACAGUCAGGUUUUUGGCACUGACAGCUGCUGAAACCGUACUGAUCCCCCUCUGUGUAUUUUAGUCUUUGUAUGAAAGACUGCAUCCUUCUCUGGUCACAAAUCUUGCUUCCAAACCCGUUUUGGAAAGACUUCAUGCAGCGCUCAGGAAGCAGAAGUAAAAUCCAUUUGCUCUCAGGAAAGGAAAAAGGAAAUGAGAUAGAGGGGAGCAAGACCAAGUGGACACCCAAGAGGCAAGAGUGUUAAGACAUCUGCUACCAAAAAGACAAAGGUGUGGGUUAAACAAGACCCAGGGGGUUAUCUGUCUCUGUUUUGGGCAAAACCCCAAAGAUAAACGUGGUCAGGGUCAGACAUGUGUGUCAUAUGACGGUUAAAAACUCAGAUUACCUCAGAAGAAAGAGAAAGUGACAACUUCAGGGGGGACAGCGUGAUGUGAAACAGAUUUUUUGUUUCAUCGAUACAUUUGUCAAGUUUUCUGUUUUUCUCACUAAACAUGAGACAGAAUAGGCACCCUUGUUUAUUUGGUUUUAUUCCAGACAAUAACAUUUGUAGUCAUUAAUAUGCAAAGUAAUGCCGGCUAACUUGCAUAUAAUUUUCAAAGCAUAUUAAGUAAUUAGAAGAAGAAACAAUGGGUUGACCCAGUGACUCAACUCAUUUGGAUUCCAGCGAUUUGGUACUCUGACUGUGACGCACAAUAGCCAUGCGUCCUGAGGUGUGUCUGAUAUGGACAGCAGGUGUUAUGAGAAAAAUAAUGUAUGUUAAUAACUUUACAAAAGGCUUUUAUUAUUCUCUGACUACAGACAAAUCUCUUGCAUUAACGCUGGUGGUUAGGUUUUUGAAAGGUUUCCUCUGCAUUGCCAUGUCCUUACAGGUACAUUUUCUUGUCUAUGAAAUUAUUCUUUAUGUUUUAUCUAAUUGAAUGUCUGGGGAGUAGAUCUGAAUCCCUCUGAAAUAUGCAUACCACUAUCUGUAAGUGUACUACUGAGUGGGGUGCACCAAUCGCAACUAAGUCAAAAGUUCCCAGCCUCAACUAGAUUGUUUAAAAUACCUUAAUUCCUGAAGUUAAUUAAUUUAUAAUUUCAUUUUUUAAAUUAUUUUAUUUAACACUUAUUUGAACAGGUAAGAAACCCAUUGAGAUCAAGAUCUCUUUUACAAGGGUGACCUGACCAAGAGGUCAGCAGCACAUGUCACAAUAAUAUUAAUGCAACUCAAGGACAAAAUAAGUUAACAGACACAGUACUUCUGAAAGUGCAUAGGAAAGGAAAAAAUAAUUUAAAUGAUUUAAAGUUGCACAUCAAUAAGUAAAUGGGCUGAAUGUGAAAUAAACUAAUUGUAGUAAAUAAGGGUGCAGAAAGCACUGAAGCUCAUACACUUUGCUUCAGUAAAAUGACAAACAAGGUCUUUUUCAAGUACAGUCCACUCUGAGCUUAAUGAACUGCCUUAUGAGAAACAAUACACUGUGAUAAGAUGCUGACAUUGUUCAGAAUUCAAAGUGGUGCUAAAAUAGCUUUUCUGCAUCUCACUGUACUUGUUUUAUUUUUGGCUGCAGCAAGAAACAAUACAGUGCUUUUUCUGAAUACAAGAACCACAGAGUUUUCUGAUUUGAGCUUUUACUGACCAACCCUGAACUGUGCUGUCUAUUUUGAUCGAGACAAUGGCCUAAGGACACUGGAUAAGGAUAAGGAGCUGGUGUUGUGCUUUUUUUCAGCUUUGAGAUCUUGUACAUUCAGCAGAGACAAACAAGAGAUUCAUGGGACAGAUGAAGCAAACAAAAGCUUUAGAAUAAUCUCAACUGCCUUUGCAAAAUAAAUCUGACUUAGAUAUCCUUAUAAAAUGAAAAUGACAUGCACUGUGUUGAAUCAAUAUUAUUUCACUGAGGUUUCCAAGCCCUGGAAAAAAUAUUUUCUGGUGUUUAAUACAAAAUACAGGUAGAUGGAUGACAUCCAAACGUUGCAGGACUGAAGAUGAACUUGUGUAGAAAUAUUGGCAGACUAAGACGUGAUGAGAGCAGACUGUGCAGACUUGUGUAGUCAAACCUCGGUGAUCAUUGCCAGAGCAGCAGGUUUUCUGGCAAAUAAUAAAAAACACAGGCCUGAGUUUUGAUAGUGUGUAUACAUAUCUAGCGAUAUCCCCCAUGUGUAAUGUUGAUAUUUUGAAAAUGUGAAAAUUCUCAGUUGAAGUGGGCCAACUUAUGCUAACAACCUUAUGUUUCAGUGAGCUGCUCCAGAUAAUAAGUCUCUGAAAAGAACAAGCAGUAACUCUGGACUUUCUCAUAGUUGGUCAUGCCGGUAUGAAUAGUAAGAUCUAUUAUUUCUAGGAUAGUGUGUGAAGGCCAAGUGUUGUUAUGAAUCCUGAUAUCUCUUUUACACACAUGUGCUCACACACACUGACGCACAAAUUCCUUAUGUCCCUGAGGAGCGUACUCUGAGAGUAUUGUGAGUGCUGGCAGUAAGUGAGGAAGCAACUCUGGUCCUCCUCCCUGACGGCUUCCUUUCAUUGUUGCUACAUCCACAUUUUUAAAGUCCACAUGAGCUUCCACGUGUGUGUGCGUCUCUGUGUAUGUAUGAGUGUGUGUGUGUGUGUGUUUCCUAAUCAGUGGGUGUACACAGACUGGCUUAAAGGUAAAAUUUGGGAAAUGGUAACUAAAUUUUUGGACUACAUCAAGACGUACCGAGGAAAAAUGUUCCAAACACAGUAGUUAUCUUGCCAAUGACAAGUUCCCCUCAUCAGCAAGGCCAGCAGAUAGGACAGUAUCUUACGAGGAAACGUGUCUCGGAAAUGGUCGAAUUAAGAAAUAUAUUUUGGCAGACAAAACCAUUAUUUUACGUCUGUCUAUUUCUGUCAAAACAAGUACAUUUAUUUUCAUGAUGUGCUCAAUCGUACUAGAACUUUUUGGAACUUUUAUAAACGAUAUUCAAGUUCCUUAAGACCUAUGGAUUUUUCUUUGAAAACUUCAAUAUAACAACUUUCUACAAGUGGAAGAAACUACUUAGAUUUUUUUUUCAACUUCCACAACAUCAUGGUUGGAAAUGACCUCCUCAGUUUUCUGUGUUUACAGGCUGGAGUCAGAAAUCGGUGCACUGGAGAGUGAAGAGUCCCAAAUAUCAGCCAAAGAGCAGGUCCUCAGAGAACGUCUGAAAGAAACAGAGCGCUCUAUAGAAGAUCUGCAGAAGGUAUUUGACAAAGAACUGUAUAUGGAGACGCUUUCAGGUGCAAAAAUAGUCACAAGAGGUAGUUUCUCAACAGUCUGACUAGAAUUGUGUUGCUUUAUGCACACAGAAAUGUUCAUGUUAAGUUGCAGAGUAACCGAGUGAAAACGCACCUGAUACCCACUGAGCAAACGAUCGCUAUUUGACGUCUAGUUUUCUAAUUAUGAUAGCCAUUGAAUAUUAUACAGUGUAGUAUAGAUACGGCCCAGAUUGAGAUUUUGUCUAAUUUUUGGUCUAAAUUUAGACGUCUAAAAAAAACUUUUUAUUUUUAGACCUGUGGUAGCCUGAUUUUAGACCAGUUGUCUAGGCUACAUUUAGACGUCUAUUAGACCUCUUUUAGACCAAAAAAUGCUUGGAGGGUAGCCAUAUUGCCGCACAUGCAAAAGGUCAAAGGUCUUACUAAUUCUAAUAACAUGAACCUGCUGGCUUAGGAGACAAGAAACAGUGAUUGACAUACAAUUGUUUUUAGAAAAUGGAUGAAAGGUCCAAAUUUAACGAGUCAAUGUUGUCCAAAAAGCAGAGAUAUGAUACUUGAAUGUAUUAAUUCAUAAAUAUAUAUUGUAUUUUUUUUAAAUGAACACUUUUGGUUAUAUGUACAGAAGUAAGUCUAUUAUAAGUCUGUUUUCUCAAAACUAAUGUGGCUCAUGUGGACCUUUCCUGUCUCUCUUUCAGAGUCUAAUGAACCAGGAUGGAGGUACGAAUAAUGACACACACUCUAAACACAGAAACAUACAGGGACACACACAAAGAAACAAACAAAGCUCCCUGAGUGGGUGUCCUCCCCCUGAGUUAGCAUUGUGUCCUUGCAGUGGGGUACCUCCACUUCUAUUUCUGUGUGUGUGUGUGUUUGCGCCUGUGUGUGAUAAUAGUCUCGCUGAGGCAGGAGAGAUGCAGGCCAGCGCACGCUUAUGACCCCAAAUCACACUCAUCCACACUAACAGUCACACACAUAGACAAACACUGACCCGCACACAGACACACACAUCUACUAAAAACUCAGACCCACACAAAUGCGCACAGACCCGGGCUCAGCGAGACUAUUGAGGCUGACACACACACAAGGCCAUGACUCUGCAGCCUGCAGUCGCUGCCUUUAUCCCCCCCUAUUCACCAACAAGCCCUGUAAGCCCCCCAAAGCUUUGUUCCCGCCAUCGCACACACACGCAGACACACACAAACACACGCACUUCUGCUGCAUAAGCAUUGAACCUCAGGGGUGCGAGAGUUGCCGUGGACACAGAAACAGAGGGAUGAGGCAAGUUAGGUAGUGUGCGAGUGUUUGUGUGUGUAUGUGAGUGUGUGUAGAAGAGAGGCGGGCAGGUCACCCAGGGGUGUGGUUAGAUACUACGCUUGGAGGCUGGGCUGUAUUUGUGUGUGUGUGUGUGUGUUUGUGUCAGGGUGUGGUUAUACAUCACCAAAUUGUGUGUCUUUGUGUGUAUGUGUGUGUAUCGGCAUGAGCCUGGGGAAUGAGUGUGUAUGUGUGUCUCCCUCACGGACUCCAACGUUCCUCUGACCAUGUGUCACUUCCCCUCUUGUGCUCCUGCUCACUAGAUGCGACCGGCUGCAUGUCCACCGCUCUCUCGGACUGCACGGACCCCAAUUCAGACCACCUCCUCCUGGCCACGCAGCCUCGGGCCGGCCAACCUGCCUCUGGAGAGCACGCCAUACCAAGACCUGGUAAGACACAGGGAGGAGAGAAGGGUGAGGGAGGGGAGAGAAGAGAGAGGGAGGGAGGGAGGCAGGAGGAAAGGAUGGUUUUGGGCUGCAGCCAAGUUGGAUUAUAAGCAGGACAAACUCACAUGCAUAUGGUAGGUGGUCAGGCACAGAUACACACAUGUUCGCACCAACUGAGUAAACUUUAACUAAAGGUCACGACACUUAGGAGUAGGUCUCCAUGGUAAAGUAGCCAUAAUGAGAGCAUAAGGACAAGAUCAAUAACUACAUUUAUUCUGAAAGUUGUCUUCAUAUAUGAACUUUUGAUAAGUAUGUAACUUUGAUUGAAAAAAGCAGAGAAAAUGUAUAACUAGUGUUUUAUUUCUGAAUGUACGGAUAAGGAUUAAUCAGUAAAGGUAUACUGGUAUUGACAGGCAAUUAUUUUUGACUUACUCUAGUUUUACUAUCGUAAGAAAAUGAAACUGUAGCUAUAUUAAGAAUCACAGCAGCUGUGAUUUUUACAUAACGGUAAAGAAAAUAUAUUUUUCUGUGUUGAACUGCUAAUCCUACAUUGUUAUCUAAUUGUUCUGAUCUAGUUUAAAAAAUAAAAGCUUCUGCAUGAGAGUGAUUGAGUUAUGCUGUUGACUUAUCUGCAGGUAUUUGAAUAUUACCAAGCAUAACAUAUCGUCUUUUCUUUAAUGUUUAAUUAAAAGAUUAAAGGCAACAGACUUUUAUACAGACAGAAUGUGUUCAGUGUCACAGCAUCAAGAAUCAUCAUGAUUUUUUGACAUGUCAUGACAGUUUGAAGUCAUUGAAAAAGGAGCCCGUUUUUAUCAGUGAUCAUUAAGAUGUUAAACCUGUAAGUUCAGUAAUUUUUCUUCCAUAUUUUGCACCUGUGGUUUGAAUUUUUAUUUAUUUUUUUGCUAGUUAAGGUCGUGUUUUUGUGUUUUACUAACUGCAAAUUUUGUCGAUUUAAUUAAUUCAUAAUAUUUCAGAGAGCACUUUUUCCCCUAUCUUUAUCCUUCACUCCCUACAACUUCUACUCCCCCACCUCCUCUCACUGCCCCCCCACCCCCUCACUUCGAACCCCUUUUACUUCUACAACUCAUCUCCUCCAUCCUCCCUGUCUCUCCUCCUAUCUACUGCCCCCCUCUCCUCCCACCUCCCCUCCCCCAUCCUCUUCUAAUAGCUAUGUUCGCCAUGGAGAUCAACGUGCAGCAUGACCCACAGACCGGAGAGCAGCGCAUCCUGUCAGCCAAUCGUGUGAACCCGCACGAUGCUGCAACACGGGGAAUAAAAGUCUAUGAUGAUGGCAGAAAGGUGGUCUAUGAGGUCACUUCCUCUAGGGGUGUGUCCACCACAACUGUGGAGAAUGGGUGGAGCUCUGCGCAGGUUGACCAGCUAAUCCAGCAAGCUGCCAGACCUGCUGACAGCAACAGGGGUCAUGUGACUGUGACCCCAGCUGAUCCGCAGGCCUAUGUUUCCCCAUUAGAUAUUGAUGAUCUGUCUCCACCCUCCUGCGCCCCGCCCUCCAUCCCUUCAAGCCCACCAGCCCAGGUGACCCUGCAGAGAGAGACCCGGCUUGGCAUGAUGCCCCCUUCUGCCCCAGUUACGACCCAGCCAGGCUCCUCAGCCCAUCCAGGCUCCGAGCUCACCUCCCCACCUCAAGCCACGGCAGAGCACCCAGUCACCAUGGUGUUCCUCGGCUACCAGGACGUUGACGACAUGAGCGAGAGCAGGCGACUGCUUGGUUUCGACGGGGCUGUAAAGGCUGAGGUGGUCUUGAUAGAUGAAGAUGAUGAGAAAUCCCUGAGAGAGAAAACAGUCACUGACCUAUCCAUCAUCGACGGCACAGCAGCCGAUCUCGUGUCAGGGCGGCCGGCCACAUCUGAGGCCGCCAGCACGGAACUGUCGUCAGAUGGCCGCGAGCCCGACAGCGCCUCCUCACCCCCUGCAAACGCUGAUGCCAAUACGGCUCCCCCACCUGGCCAUACCCCCGCCACAGGUACAGACAAGAGGAAACGCUGCCAGUGCUGCAUCCUCAUGUGACUGAAUCUUCUCCCUCUUCCAUCCUUUUAUUAUUACCCACAACACCCCUCUCUUCUCCUCUGUCUCUGGAUGGUUACUAACAGAAGCCCCGCCUUCCUCCUCCUCUGGACUCUGAAUGGCUGGCACACACAUGCACGCACACAUGCUCUUGUCUGACCUUUUAACUUUUACUUGAUUAAGUUAUUCUUUCUUACAUCUCUGCUUUUUUUUUACCCACUUUGUCAACAUGGAGUCUCAGACAACAUGACACAUUUUAUGAAUUCAAAUGAAUCAGGAAUAAAGCAAUGCUGCCAUAUUUAUGGUUAAUACAACACAUGUAGAUGGAAAAAGAGUUGACUAGUUGAUGUAAAACAACUCUCGGCGGUCUGUAAGACUUCGUGGACAAUCAAUCCCAUCACCAUGCUGUUUGACCAAACAGUCCGUAUGGCUUUAAGGACAAUCAAGUCGACCAUCUCCUUUUAAUAGGCCAGUUUAUAAAACAUUCAAAAAAGAUGGACGCAGCCUCUGUUAUUUUUUAUUUCUCUUUCCAGUCACUUUUCACCUCCUUUCUCACAGGCCACUCUCUCUACAAAGGCAGAUUCUUCAAUGUCGUCUCCAAACAUACACAGACACACAUGAACAACCACACACCCGAAAUACGAACUCCAACAACUCACCCCCUUCUCACCAGACGAAGAGGAGGGAACUCGUUGCCUUGGUUACUUUAUGUGCCUCUUCAUCCUUUCAAAUAGAUAGUCCUUAUGAAAAAGAAAAAAAAAAAAAGAAAUAGAGAUGAAAACAUCUAUCCGACUUUUAUUUUGUUUACUGUUAAUAUCUGAACAUUCUUUUCUUUUGUUCUGAAACUUGAAAGACCAUUGAAUUGUUUGGAUGCCAGUUUCCGUGGGAGCCUAAAGUUCAUGACACUGUUGUUAGCAGUAACAGGACUCUCUCUUUCUUUCUCUCUCUCUCUCUCUUCCUCUCUCUGUCAUUUUCUCCAUUAACUCCAGCUAUUCCACUGCUGAGGUCACUUCCUCCUAUUCUGGUACUUUCUAACUCAGCAACCAAUAAGAAGCACUGAGACCCUUUUGGCUGCCAGUAUGAUCCUCGCAGUCAUCUUUUCCAGUGUUACUAAAGGUUACAGAGCACAGGAAGCUAAUGGCAGCUUAAUGAGUCCACUCUGGCAGCCAAGGAACAUGUAUUUCCAACUAUAAAAAACAAAUAUGGGUUACCACUUACAGCCUGGGCACAAAGUUGUGAAUAGUGAAUAUUACUAAGCACUACCAUAUUUCUAAAUUACAGCUAUUGCAGCGGUGUUCAGAUGAGCUUUUAGAGAAAUUUGUAAUACCUGUUGAUCCUUUCGCCUUUUAAAUUCACUCCAUCACAGCACAAGAACACAAGAGAUCCAUUACGCUCUGCACUAAGAGACUAAAAACACUGCCAGCGCUUGCUGUAGUCACAAACCAGGUCCUUGUUUACAAGAGUGCUACAAAUAAUGUGGCCUGGGCUUCAUUACAACGACAUACAGUAUGUGGUACACUGUAGAAAAAAGCUCUCAAAAGCAGUAAUCAUCCUUGUUCUGUUGCAUGAUAAUGGAGGCUCUGAAAAGGUUUUGCUUCAUUUCAAGGCUCUUUAUGGUACAUGAAAUAGGGGAGAUUGUGCUGUUCAAGAGGCCUGAGAGAGAUAGUGACUGCAUUAUGCCAUUGUACACUGGAAGAAAUGUCUGUUUCCAUGGUUUAAUCAAUAAACUUAAACGGGCCAGAUGUGUGAUUGAAAAAGAUGUUAGCAGGUUUACAAAGAGGUUAGAGAGGCUCUUCAGGUCCAGAUAACGGGGUUUGGGGUUGUUUGUAGUCCAAGAUGAUGUGGCAUUCAAAUCUAAAAAGGGUCUUUGUGUAAGUUAUCCUCUCUAAAAUGUUGAUAUUGGCACAGAAAAAAAAAAUCACCCUGGAAAAAAUCUCUAACUAGUGACCCUGUGAGCCUCCCAAACCUUUUUUUUUCCAGAGUGCUGCAUUUAUUCUUUAUUUUUUUAGUCAUCAUCUGCCUUACCAGUCCUUUAAAUAAAGUUAGCUGGGUUCUCGCUCAGAUAACUGACAUCAUUUGACAACAGAAAUAAUAUCUUGGAUAUGAAAAGGUCUCUGUAUAAAUCACCUAUUCCCUAACAUAAUUCUGUGCACAGCCAUACACUCCCACCGUUGAACUGUUUCUUCAGUACAGGACUGUAACUCGAGUUCUGCCUUCAAACAUUCAUGCUUUAGUAUGAUUGGCCAAAGCUGCUGUCAGUCAGUCACCACUGGCUGUGUGAUUGGCCACCACAAGGCUGUGGCAUGUGUAGAUAAAGAAUGUAAAUACGCUCUAUAUUCUAUUUAGCAAUGAUUUUAUUUUCAACACAUAUAGAAAUGUAGAGAUAAUUCAGAGUAAUCUGGGUACUGGACAUUGUUCUAGUAUCCAACCAUGCCAUAUCACAACUGUAUGAGUGCACAAAUACCACCUUCGUAUAUCUGCAUUCACUAAUGUCACUGCUUUGCUGUGUUUAAUCUCAUUAUUAACCCCCCCCCUACACACACACACACACACACACACACACGUAAACACACACACACUCCUUACCUCUACCUUUAAAAACUCUUGGCAGCUGCUUCCAUUCACUUACCAAGUAUGGUUGGCUUUGGAAACACCAGAGGAUCUUAACAUUGUUCACAGUCAGGAUCAUAAAUAAUAAUAAUAACACUGAAUUUGCAUGGUAGCCAUUAAAGUAUAGAUCACACGCCAUUAACCUAACUGCUGACCAUCUUUAAAAACAAAAAUAGUAUCCACAAUGAUUCCUUGCGAGCAACCAUCUGUUUCCAUUCAUUAAGGUAAAGCUUUAAAGUCUAUGUUGUCAAAUGAAAUGCAUCUGAGAAACAAUUUUGUUGAUAAAAACACACACUUAUCUUUUACACUGUGUGCAUGUUUCAAUUUUUCCACCACAGAUCUUAUGGGGAAAAACAAAAAAGAUGAGUCUUCCAAACAUUUUGUCCCAGACUUUCUCCUCCAUGACACCCAUGAGCAACAAAUGGACCGUAAGGCCUGUAAAGGCAGAGGGCAGUCACUCAUGCUGUCAUGUUAAGUGCCCCAGAUUAGCAAACAGUUAUUCACUGCAUGAAUGUUUGGUUGAGGCUAUGCAAAGAGGUGUAUUCAACCUUUAUAAAUACACACAUGAUGUGCAACAGAGCAAAAAAGCACUUAUUGUAUGUACCAAGAGAGAAGCCCUAUCAUAUCCAAAAAAAAAGAAUAAGUGAGAGACUGGGUUCGAAUUAAUGCAGCCUGACCAAUCAAGUGUGUGUGUGUAUGUGUGCGUGUGUGUAUGUGUGUGUUUGUUUUUAAUUUAAUGCAAGGAGCUUUACAAGAACAUCAGAGUUGUUGAGUUUACCAGCCCCACUGCCAAGCCUGCAGUACUCCUCUGAUUCUCUAGGGGUCUCUCUUUUACUUGUCUGCCUGCCCUCAUGGUUGUAUGGACUGUUACAACAAAAAGGAGCCAUUUUCUAUUGUUCACCUCUCUAUUUCUCUCUCUCUCUGUCUCUCUCUCUUCCUUUCAAUCUGUCACUUUCUCUCUCUUCUUUCUCUCUGAUAUCUGUACCUUCUCUCUAUCUUUGGUCAAUAAAGCUGAGUUUCUCCAGUGCCCCCCUGCCGACUCUUGCUUGUUGUUCUUUCCAUCUGUCUCUAACAUUCACAUUUUCAUUGGCUGCUUACAAAGAUAUCACAAGCUACCCUGACUGCACCCCUACCUCUCUAUAAUACCCACUACCACUAACAAAUACACACAUUUCAGACACAAACACGUGAUUUUCAACAGUCAAACAAGCUUUAACUCUCGUUUCAAGGCCUCACUUGUACUUUUGUUUAGAAGUCAUGAUGAUAAGAAGGAAAGUUUGAAAGACCAAUUAAACUCCUCCUUCCCUUCUGUUUGACUCAGACAGGUUUUACAUGCAUGUGGUGCUUUUCACUGACUCACAAACUCAAAUCACAGAGGAGUAAAAUCAAUUGGGUAAUGCAACAACUCCUUGUAAAUGAGGGAAGGAGGCUGUUAUAAAUUUGCAAAGUUGCAUGAACAUAAAUGAAAGCCAGUUUGAUGGAUUUUGCCUAAAACAUGCACAACUUUAUAGUUUUUAAUGAGUUAUCAUCAAACUGAAAAACAGAAGUAACAAGAACCAAGAAAAGAUCUUCUAUGUCUCAUAUACUUUAAGUAUUUUAGGCACUGCUCUUCUGUUGUGUAAUCUACAACAAAUCGGCACAUAUUGCAUCCAGCUAACAUAAAAUGUUUACUUCUUUCAUCAGCAUACCUUUAAUUAAAUCAGGUUACAUGGACAUGUAUUGAAGUAAAUAAGCUGUUCUCAAAAAAAGGUUACAUUCAUUACCUUUAGGAUUAUGCAACACUUGAUUGGUUAAUUUUGUAGGUUCAUAGUUAAAUAGGUUAUGAGUAGAUGAAUGUAACAUGGUAUGAGUCUGUUCUCAGAAAAUCAUAAAGGAUGGCUUAACGGCAAAGAAACUUGGAGCAGACCUUUGAAAUAACCUCCCGUUUUUACUGACUCGCCACUGCCCAUGAAAAAUUGCUCUAAUAUAACAUUCCUGUGGGGACCCAGACUGUGUCUGUGCAAUCUAAUGAGUUUACACCCUGCAAAAAAUAUAUUAAACUCGAAAAAAAGGACUGUGAGUACUAAAGAAGAUAGACGGAGGGCAUGGGGAAGCUAGGGAAGUAGUUGAUGCUGAAGAAGGAAAGAAGAAAGCUCUGAGACUGAUCGUAAAAUAGAUUAUGAAUAGAUGGGUGGAUCAAUAGACUGUAACUCCAUGCCCUAGUUCUGCAGGAGCCCUGAGGCGCCACCAUGGUACCAGUAGUAGGUACUACAAGAAGACAUCACAGAUUUCAAACACUGCCUGUUUACUCAGCUAACCUCACUGGCUCAACUAAAAACCCACAGAGAGCAGCAGAGACACUAUCGAGAUGAAAAUACAAAACAAGCUGCACUUUAUACAUGAAUGAGACACCCACUUAUCUAAAGACACUGUGAACAUGAAGAAAGGCAGGUUUUUGUUUAAGAACAGGACAAAAAAGAAACAGACUGUGUUCUGUAAAUCAGUGAAGGUACAGUACUGCAACACUUCUAAACAUGAGGCUGUUUUAGCUCGAUGUCGUCAUCUGUUUUUUGAUGACGUGCAUCUAUCUUGGAUGAAGGACACUGUUACUGUUCACAUUUAAAACAGACAGGAUGUGAGGAGGUCAGCAGUCCAAACAAAACACACACUUCCCGCAGAGGAGAAAAUACAAGGUGAUAGAUGGUUGCGUGAGAGACGUCAGUAGGAUCAUUAUCUGAAAACAGGGCUGCAAUUGAGCUGCACACACACUCUUCCCACACAAUGAAUGGGUGUGUUUUCAGCGAUAAUAAACACUAAUUGAUUUACCCUGAAACAAUGACAGUCUUAGCUGAGACCAUGCACGCAGAUAAUUAUUACAUAUGCUCAUUCAUGCACUCACACAACUAAUGAUAAUACACAAGUCAGUGGUAGAAAGCACAACUGUGAUCUGGACUAACACUCAAAUAACAAUAUGGCCUUGCAACUCUACAUAAACUUCACAUACUAACAAUAAAUCUGUUAAUAAAAUCAUGUGCAUUAUGUGUUUGAGAGGGUACUUUAAGAUGCAUAUAAAUAUAACAGAACAGUAGUUAAAUAUGUAAAAUACACACUCAAAUGCACAGUAUGAUACAAAAUACAUAAUACUGGCUCUGAAGUGGAUUUGCAUCGACAUAUGAGGCAGGUUCACUGUGGCACAGACAAACUUAAACUUACUUCCAUAACUUGUUAUACUGUGAAUUAUUAUUUUUUUGUAAAAACCUUGCACAACAACAGUUGCAGAGGUUGCAAGACUGGCAGGAGUAGAAAAGCAUUGGUAGUUUAGUAGAUGUUAAGUUUAGUAAACCUAAUAGACUUGACUCCAGAGGCGUCACUCCGACUUUAAAGCAAUGAGAAAAGUCUCAAAAAAUAGCCAAAAAAAAUGAAUUGAUUAUGUUACUUACUAUUUCAGUACGUCAGGAAAAUUAAACUAGUAACUCAAUCACAAUUCAUUAGCUAUAAAACUGGUGAUAUCGACAUGUCUGAUUCUUGUUUGUGUCAGAGACAGCAGAUGUAUUCUUUGUAUUGCAUUCGAUAUUUCAUUCCGUUUAUGCUUGUGAAACUUCUCUCUAAACCACAUCCUGAGGCAAAAAUGACCUGUCUUUCAUGAAGAGUCAAGGUUAUAGAAAUGCACUUCUUUAUCCAACAGCAAUGAGAGGUGCUGAAAUAUACAAAGACCAGCUACAGGAACAAAAUGAAUAGAAAAUGAUAAUCAACAAAGAUGAUGAUAAUAACUCCAUUUUUGUUUCAUUAUAGGUUACAACAUAACACCAGGGUUUACUGUGCCAGAAAAUGGAUAUCAAGCUCCAAACAGGCAUCCACACACUGCAAUGGUGAGUCAAAAUGUGUUAUUAUGUUUACAAAAGGCUGCCAUUACGGCCAUUACAUUUAACCAUGAAAGUCUACGUGAUCACCUACAUGACGCACUUACAGGUGAAGUCAGAAAGCAUGGUUUGACAUCACAAAAGCAUUCAUGAUCCAUCGAAGGAGACCUACUUUCACAGCUGUUUGCAAAGGGUUACAGGCUUUCGAGACACAGUUUAUCAUUAUUGAAUUCAGCUCAUAGACUGUAAAGGGUUUAGCCCAUCUGGACGUCAGAUUCUUGUACACUGUCUGCGUCUGUCUGUAUAGUCUGCCUGUAAAAAUGUCAAGAGAGAAUGUUUGGAAUGACAUUCAGCCACAUUUUUGCCUCUCUAGAGGUGAGUUACAUGAGCUUGCAUGUCCUGUUACAGCGCCUUUAUGAUAUCAAACCCUUAUAUGGCCUUCGGUUAACUCAACAUGACCUUAUACUGUUUAAUUAUUUCUGCUGCUGAGCCCCUAUAAUAAAUCUAAAGGGGCUUAAGAUGAGACAAAGUACAUAGUGUAUGUAGCAGAUUCACUGUACAUUAGGCUAUUCUUAUCUGCUAGAGUGUACAGUAAGGUACAGUAAUAUUCCCUCGAGGGGUUAUUGCUGUUCUUGCAGUUUUGAAAGCUCCAAAACUAAAGUUACAAUAUUCUCAUAUGAGAUACUGUUCACUUUUUUAUCAAGUAUAUAAAGAUAGAGAAUCCAAGUUCAAUACAUUUAUCACUUCAGAACAAUUUAGUUUAUUUUGCUUUUUAUACUCAUGCUGUAAUAUGCACACAUAGGCCUACAUAGAUAUACAUAUAUAACUAGAUGUCUAUAUAUUUGCUUAUUUUAUAGACACUCACAUGAAAGCUAUUGUAUUAUUAUGACUUGCAUACUGAAUUCUGGAUCAUGUCCAAUGCACCGCUCAGUUGUUCAUGUUUUGCAUUUAAAGUAAAGGUACACAUUGUGUUUUUCUAGUGGGUUAAUUGGUAUGCCUGCAGAUGUACUUGUUAUUAGGAUACUCCAACAAAUGAGGUGGAGAAAACAACCCCAACCUUUAGUUUAUGCUGCAAUUGUUCCUUGGUUAUCUGGACAUUCUUUCAGGGACUUUUUGUCACCAUUAGCUUGCUUACUAAUUUAUUGUUUCAUGCUACCCUGCCCAUAAUCGCUCAAGCUUUCCUUUGGGUGAACAAGCGCUGAGUUAGAUGGGUUGCACACUGUGUAAUUAACAACUCUGGCCACCACUAUAUGUAUAAUCCCAAUUAAUUGGAAACAAAACAGAAAUAUUAGCUCAUUCUCUACCUAAUGAAUUAGACAUGGGCACAGACUGUGAAGCUUAGCCAUUUGCCAACCACCACUUGCCCAAUUAGGGCCAGUUCUUGGCACAGAAAUAAACAUGUCCAUUAUGUUUGGUGGCAAUACGGCUAAAGCAUAGACUGUAUAUAGAAUGGACAGCACAUAGUCGCCUAUAUAGGGGUUAGGGAUCCAUUUCGGACACAGCCUUAGUUUCAGGAAAUGGAGAAAAAAACACGGAAUUACCGAGAGCUUUUUGGCUUCAAAUCCGUGUACCGGCAGAAACAAGUUGUCCAUCCAGUCAACGGGCUAAAGCAGUCAUCACAUCAAUGUGUGUUAUAUCAUCUUUAUGGUUUAGCCCCACUCUGUUUAGCCAGUUCAUGACCCAAACUUCCUCAUUAGACAAGCACUGCUUGAUAAAGCUUUGAAAAUGAGGCCUUCAAUUAUUAAUUUCUCAAGCAGAUGCUGAGAUAACACUUUGGUGCAUCUAAGAUCAUAACAACCUAUUAAAAACUACACAACCAGAUAUUUUUUAAUGAGUCUUUAUAGGGAACCAAUGCUUCUCUCUAGAAAAACUGAACUUUCUGUGGACAUAUUGAAGUGUCCACCAUUCAAGACCUGAAGUAGUUAUCUUAAACUUUAUUUUAUAUCCAGCAUGCUUGUACUACUUAGUUACAGUCACUGCAAUGUUCUGGACUGUUCUGAGUAUCUGUUUGUUUCACUGAAAACGCCACCUGAGCACAUUUGAGAGGGGGGCUAGAGCCUGGGGCGGGGAGGGAGACAGAGAGAGUUGGGGAGACAGAGGGUGGGGUACAGAGGCAGGGGGGAGCUAGCUGGGCUGCAGCUGGGCUGUUCGCAGCUGAAUAAAUGAAUGAAAGGCAGUACGGCGGUAACCUGAUCCACGCGGGUCAGUCUCAUUGUGCUUGGCUGGAGCUCGCGCUGGCGGCUCGCUCUCUGAUUGUCUCUGGAACGGGACAGAAAACACUCCCGGGACCUCGCGAGCCCUGCAUUAUUCAGCGCGCGUGCCUUGAAAAAAAAGGAGAGAGAGAGAGAGAGAGAGAGAGAGAGAGAGAGAGAGAGAGAGAGCUGCCAGUUGGAAAAAGCUGGCGCGUACAAGGAGCUCAAUGUCAUCUCAUUCAGAGGCUGCCGUCUCCUUAUCACUGCUGCAACCACCACGAGAAGCUGCUCCGCUACUUCUCCUCCUCCUCUCCGUUUGCAGCUAUCUCUAUAGUGUCCCGCCGGCCGUUGGUGCAAGGGCUCUGGUAAUUUCGAUGUGAAACACUGGAAAGAGAAGACAAAGCAAACAGAAGAUAAAAAGUAGCGGUCACUCUGUCCGGUUAAGCCUCCACCGUUAGAGCUAAUCCCGGUCAUUAGUCGUUAGUUUUCCUGAGGAGCUCCGGGGGAUCAGCGCUCUGACGGCCACACAUCUUUCUCCGCACAGGUAGAGUGAAUUAAACAAAUGUUAUUACUCCAAAUAUGUCAGGGUGUAGCCUAAGUGAGCAAGUUACAAGGAAAGGAAACUAAUGGAGAGAGAGAGAGAGAGAGAGAGAGAGAGAGAGAGCAUACUCAAAGGGUUACAUUUGGGCUGCUUUUGCGUUUGUGUAUCUCAACUAAUGGCUUUCCAGGGGGGGACACUGCAUCCUUUCCUCCUCAUGGAGACACCCAAAGGGGGUCAGUGGACCAGACUGCUUGCUGCAGUGGUCUCUGCUUCUCUCGGUGUGUCUUUGUGCUCCUCCUCCUCCUCCUCUGCAUCACUUUAACCUACAUAUAGAAAUGACCUUAACCUGGUUUUCAUCAUCAGCAUCCUGAAUGACUUGGCAGAGACACAGAGACAGUAUUCCUGCUGAUGCUGCUCAUCAGAAGCCUUUCUCACCUGGAUUUUUUCCUCUUAGUCAUAUGUUUUUGUCCAGUUGCAGGUUAUUUUUAUGGCUUAUUAUCUAGUGUUUACCUUCAGCUCUCUUUCUCUAAAAUAGAUGCAGCCAGCUAUCUCGAAAUAUGGUCUUUGCAAGUUGUUGAAGCACAUAAAAUUCCAGCCUCACUUGUAUUGAAAAGCACUGGCAUUUUCAACUUUAACUUCUCAUGUUAACAUUCGUAAAAAUUGAAAGUGGCAACACCCAUGAUUGUUUGCACCGUAGGAGAGCAGGAGCUGAUGAUCACACCGAAGAAAGCUGUCACAUGCUCACAUGUUUGCUCUGCAAAGUUUUGAUCUUUCCUUUGACCUAUAGCUGUUACCAAGCAACUAACAACUCUUUGAUUGCUGGCUUUCAAAUGAUUCAAAGCGAGAUGUACAUUUUCACGCUGUGUGCUAAUGAUACACGUGGCUGCCUGUUGGCUUUUGAUUCUGGAUUACACAGACAGAUGAUUUUAACCUCAUUUAAAUUAGAGAUUAGAUCAUUAAUCUAUCUUGUCUCUAUUGCUUGUUCUCAGCUGCAGGUAAAUACUCUUUAAGUUGAGACUCACUGUCGAGAUACCGACAUUUUCUCUAAUUGCAGCUGGCCAACAACGCUAACAAUCCAUCUGAGCCCUGAGAAACCGCAAACAGUCUUAUAGUUGCUUUGUGUGAGGGAAAAAAAAGAGAUGUGUUCAUCUCUAGUCAACCUUAGAGAUGGCAGCUUUUAUUUAGUUUGCACUAUGUUUACACAGCAGUGCUGGAAAGACAGGCAAACACAUCCACCUGGCAGGAGGCAGCAAAGAGGGCAUCAAAACAGCACGAGACAGAAGGUGCAUUGGACCAUUUUUUUUUCCUAUCAGCAUGUCUCAUAAAGUGUGUUCAAUCACUUUUUCUUGUGAACUUUUGGAGCAUCGAGUUUAUAGAAAGUGUUUCGUGUCUACAGCAGCACUUUGAGAUGAAGUUUUAAUCACAUUUGGUCGGUAACAUUCCAAAUUUAGGAGCAAACAAAGCUGUGGCGAGGGUUUAAAAGCCUUUUUAUUGCCCACGCUGCAGACUAGACUAGAUCAUCAUUUGUGUUCACCGUUUUGUUUGGUCACCAUUUAAAGUAAUGGGCUGAUUCUGGAACUAACAAAGCCAAGGCAGCAAAGUGCCAAUUCAGUCUGUGUGUUUGCCAAAACCUCUGCCAAGCCCCAGGACAGAAAAAUCCCAGCCCGCACUCCAGCCAAUGACAUGAGCCACCUGAAUAUCCUAUAGACAGUCAGUGUUUGUUAGUGUUACUCCAAGUCUGUGUGUGUUUGUGUUUGAAGUACAUUUCCUGUCCCCAGUGAGAACAUGGACAGAACCAGCAGACCUAUCAAUGAUGUCUAUUUCCUUCAAACCUCUUCCUCUUCCCAGAACCCAGACACACACAUUAACUCACUCACACACAGAUAAUCACAGGUUACGCAACAGCUGUGAGACUGUUAAUGCCAAAGCUUGGUGAAGCCAAAAGUUCACAAGAGGUUGAAAUGAACAUGAGGUAAAGAAGCGGAGAUGGGCAGAGAGUGACCAAUGUGUUGGCAAGAAAGGAGCGAGGAGAGCAGAACCAAAGGGUAGUGCAGGUGGGUAUGUUUAUGUGCGUGUUGGGAGUAGUCAGAGCGGUGAACGUGGAGGAUGCUAGCAGGAUGUCUGUUCAGCCUCACAUGGCUUGAAGUGUUGUUGACAUUAACUGGCCGAUGGCCUUUCAAUGGCCGAUCUGUUGAUGGUUCUUCACAGGCAGUUUUCCAGGAAGAGAGUGAUACUCCACCUCCAGUGAUUGGAUGGCGGCCCAAACAUUACAGUCAUUUCAGUACGGUUCAGCUGGACACAGUUGCCACCCACUUAUUGAUGUUUUUUCUGUAAUAUUACGAUUUGAUUCAGAACUGCAGGAACUAUGAACUAUUGUUGUUCCUAGGACCCUAAUUUAGCUUCUGCUUCAGGUACUUUCGCAACACAAGGGGGCCUGUAAGUGAUGUCAGUACACUGUGAUUGGUUCAAGUGUGUGUGUGUGUGUGUGUGUGUUAUCAGCUGAUAAUGAGUGGAUGGCAUGAAAAGAAAGGAUGAAAUCAUGUGUUUCCCUCAGGCCAGCUAUUAGACGGAGCCUUGGAAAUGAUUUUCUACCCUUGAAACAAAGCCUCCUCAUGUUUGUGCAUGUCUGGGUAUCUGGGAUUUUCAGUAGUUCUUGGGUGUGAUUACCCUUUGAGGCUAUUUCUGAAUAGCCCAUGGGAAUGUGGAUGACAGCUCAAAGGGAUGAAAGGACACAGUGGGUAUUGUGUGUGUACGACCGGUUUGUUUGUCGUUAUUUCUUCUCGGAAAAUUGAGCUUACUGUCAAGCACACCUUUAGCAGUUUGAAAGAAAAGAGAGAAAAGUCUUGAGUUGAUCUCACUUUAAGUGUAUGGACUGCUCUUGUCUUUAUUUUCAUAUUCAUUUGGUCCCUUCAGACAUUUUUCUAUGCUACAGGAAGAGAAAAUGUACUGGAGACACAAAUCAGGUCUAAUGAGGAAUAGAGAUUAGAGAGUAUCCACUUUCUAAAUGAGGGAAACUCAUUUGCAUAUGGAUAGAAAAAGUACAGGCUAAAAUAGUCAACAGAAGACCACCUCUAUGCCAGUUUGUUGUCUCCUUAAUGAAGACACUAUAAAAAGAUAAACAAGGAAACUCAAUUUGUCAGAGAUAAAAGCUAUCAAAGCUAAAAAGCAUAUUAACUCAAAUGGUGUAGGCAUUACUCAUUCCACUCCAAGUGUCUGCUAGUUUACCGUGGUCCAAAAUCGGUGUAAUUGCAGACAGUUUCCAAAGUGACAAAGGAUGGGGGAUAGGGUUGUCAACGAAUAUUCUAAAUAUAAAUUUAAAAAAAACAAGAUUCGGAGCUGCUCCUGCAGUGAGACUCAACAAAAACCGUCUGUGGCACAAACUGGGAGAGAGUGGUCUGGACUCCAAUUAACUUUAGAAGCUCCGUUUGGAGAUAAUUUGGAUUUUGGGCAGACACAGAAAAAAUGCUGAGUGAGAUGAAGUUAUAUGCAAGCUGUGUAAGAUAGAUAUUCGAAUAUGUUCGAACCUAUGUGUUAUUUUUUGGAACGAAUAUUCAAACGUCAUUUUGGAGCAAUUUUGACAUCCCUUAUGGGGAGUGACAACCUGCUCUAUUAAGUAUCCGCUAAAGCAUUUUUCAAAACCUGAUAAUCAAUAACGUCUGAGCUAUCGGGCCUUGAGGGUCCUGUGAAGUAGCAUUAUACUUUGAGUUUAGUCACUUAUACAAUCGUGUAGCGCAAAAAAAAUAUGGAAGAGACUGGAUGGCAGUAUCAAUAAGGACUUGAAUCAUUAAGGAGUCUUGAUAACGGGCAAUUUCCACCACAUCCUGAACGGCUACAAAAAGGCUGUAUCCGCCGAUCGUAGCUGAUUGUAACCAUUCAAGUUAAUGUGUCAGUUUCCGACGGCUUCUUUCUGUUCUGCUGCGGAUCGCCAGACUCCGCUCCAGAUCGGAGCUGUUCUGGAUGCGGUGUAAUGGUUUCAGUAUCAAUAAAGUCAACAAUCCCCAUCUCUACCAGUGACAAUACUAAAACUGGUAUUCCACUAGCCUGGAAGCGACCUAGCCGGUAGCGUGAGGGUGGGUGUGACGUCAGUCCCACAACACUGAAUACAACAUCUAUUUAACUUAACUGACUCUAAUGUUUGUGUUCUCUACACUGUCUCUUGCUGAGGCUGCAUUUGUCAACAGAACUGUAAUUCAGUCAUUUUCAACAUUAACCAGAAAAAUUAACACUUGGACCAAAAUUAGUACGAUAAAAACUAACUUUAGUGACAAAAUUAACAGAAAGAUUACUGUUAUGUUGAGACUCUUGUUGCUUUGACCAAAAGAGAAUUAAAAAAGUCAAAGAGCACUUUUUUUCAUCACAUUGCAUCAUCCGAAAACAUUUUGUUCAGGAUUUUGGUAUUUAUGUUCUCAAGAGGAAGAGAACCGGAGGGAUGCAGGAAACACAACAAUAAAACCCCUCCAUGUGAUGGCCACCAUUACACAACCCCUACCACCCACUAUUGUCCACAACAUCCACCAACUAUUGUUGUAGUCUGCAACAGAAGUUAUUCAUUAAAUACAAAGCAAACCACAAACCACCUGCUAGCACAAAUACUGUGUUUACAACAAAGAUGUGCACAGAGAACAUGACAUAACGAAUUUUAAGAAUGACAUGUGAUAACAAUUCAGUUUUAAUACAGGAAUUCAGAAUGAACAAGAAGCCGUUUGAUAAAAUACGGAGGCAGAGACCGAGGCUGUGGUUCCAGGGAGUCAGGAGGCAGGAUGACCUCAAAUGUCAGGGCAUCAUUUCAUAACACAGGGCUGUGUUUUGAUUUUGAAAUACUGCUGAAGUCUCUUAUCACAUCCCUGCUGUAGACUGGAAUGUCAGGAAGCCAUGGUGUUUGAGAAAGUGAGAAUAGGGCUUUAGGGGCUGCUAUAUAAGUCGUUGUAAAUGUAUCUGUAUACUUUAUGAGGAAGCAGUCAAGCUCUGAGUUCUCACAGUCAAGGCCUUUAAAGAAAUAUGAUCAAUUUAGGAAUUUGAGGAUUUUUGUCAUAGUUCUCCUGGAAUGUACUGUGCAUUACUGACGCUGUGGAGGGAGUUUUCCUUAAAGGUUAGCUAAAGGUAAGAACUUGGAUCUUAAGUAAACAUUAGAUCUAGGUCAGUAUUUUAUCAGGUUUUCUUGACAGAAAAAAACAAACAAAAAGGAGUAUCUUUGAUUUCUCUCCCAGUAGUGCUGCCAAAUCAGAGUCCUACUAAAUCUGCGAUCUGUUAUUUCUCUAAAACCACAAAAACAAGCACUGAGAAAUCUAAUGAAAUGAAGAAUACUGUAAUCGUCAGGCCCAGACAUGUUCUCUGUCACAAGUCUGUUUUCUUCCUGUGUGAACCUCCUCUGUCUGUCUAAAUACUGCAGCCUAAUGAGCUGGUUUCCGGAAAUAGACAGGUGAUUAGCACACGGCCGCACACUGUAAGGCAAAGCAGAGCUAGUUAAUGCUGUAAGCUAACGCUGGGAUGAGUUCCCUCUCUGAGGAUCACAGUGUUAAUAUGCUUUGGCUCAUGGUUGGGAAUAGGCGAAUGCUCCAGGUCUUAAAAAACUCUUUUAUAUGCUGCUCAGAUAAAACCAUGCAGCGUCAGAGCUUACAGACAGAUUUAUUCCAAGAAGAAGCAAAAACAGCGAUCUUUUACAUUGCGGUUCAACUUUGCUUGUGAUGGCUAACAAGGUCAGACAACUUCUUAACCUCUGUGCAUUUGCUGUGUUAGACUGUACCUGUGUGGUUUGAUGAAAACAUUUUGUCUAAUAUUUUAAAUUCCAAGUGCUUCAAAUACUUAAUUUGAAUUUUGGGCUUUUGUUUUCAAUGCAUAUUCACUUCAUUAUCCGUCAACAUGGGAUGAUAAUCAAAGCUAACUAAUAUGCUAGCUUGCUGACUGAGGUGAAGUGAGGUGUUGGCAGGUAGGUGUGUCAAGCUCUCUAAACAUAGCUAUCUCACUGAAUAAAGUUCUGUACACUAAUCUAAUCUUUCUCCACGAAGGCCACACCAAUUUGAGAUAAUUGAUUAAUACAUUACAUGAACAGUGACAGGUGGUGCCCUUGGUCAGUUACUGUGUGAUAAGCUGAUGAUGUCAAUGAUGCAGAUUGACCAAACAGUUGGAAGAGGAACUUUAGGGAGGUUGGAGAGGCAGCAUGUAGUUUCAACUGUGUGUUUUUUUCAGAAACUGGAGGAAAGUUUUGCAACUAUGAGUAUUAGAGAAGCUGCACCGAAUCCAUUUUGCAUUUAUAAUAAAUAUUUUUACUUGCUGUAAAACCUGCACAUUCAGACAUGUUUGAAUACAACAGCUUCUCUGUCUAGUUUUAUUUCAGCCAAACCACUCCAGGUUGUUAGCCGGUCAGCCUCAUUGUGUGGUCUGUGGCUGCACUGAAGGUUCUGUGGGAAAAGAAAUACUAAAAUGGGCUGAAUCAUGCAGGGAAAGGAUUAGAAUUAUAUGCUUGAUGACUUUUCCUCUUCUGAUUCACACACAAACACACACAUGCGCACACACACACAGACACAGAAAAUGGGUGGGUCUCACAUAAACUCACACACACAUGAACGCACACAACUGUGUCCUCAAAACCCUAAAUGCAGCCAUCCGUGUGGUCCCUCCUCCUCAUGUGACAUGUUGUCCUCAGUUUAUUUCUUGUAAAUCUUUCUGAUACCUCUGAGUCCUGACGGUUAUUUUUGUCUUCUCAGUUUUAGAAUACUAACAGUUGAAUCCACCCCUCUUGAGAAGUCUAUUUGUAGUGUGGUGUGCAUACUUAAAAAGGGGUGUGUUGAUAGUUUUAGUCAUUGAAUUGCUUGGUCUGUUAUGAUAGGUUCGAUUUAUGUCAUUAUUCUUAUGUUCCUGUUGUCUAUUUUUAGUGUUUGGUUCAGGAGUUCACUUUCCUGUGUUUCCAGUUUUAUUAUGCCCUAUUUUUUUCUAAUUAACCUUUUGAACUUUUGUUAAUUAAAACCUUUAAUUGUUUUGAAUCUGCAAAAGUGUCCUUCUCCUUUUGUCUGAACGUAAUAUUGUUGCAUGGCCAAUGUAUGCACGGAUGUGUGAUGUGAUUUGAGGGAAAGGUAAUGAUAGCUGACAGCAACUUCUGUGUCCUGCUGGAUUAGCAGCAGGAGAGAACUGUUGCAUAACGAGGGCGGUUGAGGAAAGAGAGGACAGGGAAACUCUGCUGCUGCUAAAAUAAGUUUGUGACAAUGGGUCCUAAAUUUCCGGGAAAGCGGUGUCAUUUUUUAUCAUUGGGAAUUUCCUGAUUUUAAUGGGUAGUCAAAGGUGCCUUAAAAGACUGUGAUAGCAUAGUUGCAAUGGAAUUAAACAGUAUCAUCUGCAUAUAGGCUUACUUAAUGAGAGCUUGGUGGUUUAGUGCUACUUUUCUUUUAGCUUUUGUUCUUCUGGGAUUAUUUAAUGGUAUGUCUGAAUGAUGAGCUCUUUUAGUCAACUAAAUGACUUGCUAUGAUGGUUAAAAAAAAUAAAAAUGUGGGCCAUAUGUUUUGUUUGAGCUGUUGCGUCAUUGACCACAGGCUGCAAUAACGCAAUAAUGCUCUACUCAAAUAUAAACAUGCACAGAUGAGAACUCUCAUCCUGUAAAGCAGCAGUUUCACAGUAUAUGAGUCUGGAAAAUGGAGAAAAAGUUGUUUGUUUUGUUUAGUAAACUUUCAUAGCAUUACUUGACUGGAGCGACGCACUACCAGCACAGGCGUGUGGUAAAUAACCAAAGCUCUAAGAGUGUUUGCCACACUGCAAACCAAUUCACACACUUUCCUGCAGACCUAUGGGAUCCUGUGUGUAGUCAUGUUGUGCAAAAUGUCCACUGUUUUCUAUGUUUUCUUAGUAAUAGACAAACCCGUUAGUUUGAAUUAAACUACUUGGACAUUAGUUGCGUUUGAACAUCCUUAGUAGGCUAUGUUUGAUAAUCACAAUACUGCAGGCCUCUGCAAAAGCGUCUGAGUCAUUUAAGACAUCCUGUGUGUUGUGUUGAUUGAAUACUUUAUCUAAUUUGUGCAUUAAGUGUGAUGUAUGAAGAAUGGCUGUUAGUGGUUAGUCAGUCAAUGACUUUGAAGGACAUUUUUUCAGUCAUAAUUUGUUCAUAUGAUCAAUGUAUGUGGAACCUGGCCCUCGAUAAGCAGCAUUUGAUUUAAAUAUCAAAUCUGUGCCCUAAUGGGAAGGAAAGAAAACACAGAACAGUUUUCUAGCCCAGGCUGUAGCUCAUGAUGGACAGUUUCAGUAUUCUCAGUGUUGGCACUAGACAGUGUUUUGUCCCUGUUAGUCCUGCACUUGUGCCGUCAAAGUUAACCUGGCUCUCUGCCCUGUGCUUGUAGAGCCCGUGCACACAAAUGGUCACACUCUUUGACUACAGACCUUUCUGCUUGAGAAGAACCUCCAUCUGUGAGCAAAUAAGUGUGCUUGUUACGUGUGUGGAUGUGUGUGUGUGUUUGUGUGUGUGUGUGUUCUAGCAUUAGUAUUCAGUCCUGAGAGUCCCACUGAAGCGCUUGCUGGGCCCUUUGUUGUUGCUUCAUGAAGGGGUCUUAGGGGGCCUGGGUUGUGUGUGAGAAGUGUCAUGAGAGACUUGGAAAGGGACACAAAUAACGGACACGAGUCCAGACUUGCAGUGCAUUCCUCUCCAACGCUCAAAACCUAAAAGCUUUCUGAACAGUUUCAGUCUGGUGGUUUUUCUAAAUUCUCUGGCAAUGAGGAGGUGAAGAUUGCUUUCAUUCUGCUGCAGCACUGCAGUAUGCUGUUGCUGUGUUUGUGUGUCUGUGUUUGGAGUUUAGUUGAGGUACACAAAAGACACAGGAACCAUUAAGAGUUGUGCCUCUAAAAGAGGAAGUGAUUCACUACAGCUACAGGGAUUGUGUUCUCCACGGAAGUUCUUGUGCCAGUUUCUGGAUGAAAAAUAAAUGCUGCCUAUUCACUUAGUCACACUAGUUAAAGACCCACUUCGAUGAAAAUGAUGUUUUUCUUGUUGUCUCCGUGUUCAUUUGGCAUUUUUCUGAUGCUACAGGACAUAUCAUGAAAAAAUAAGUGGGAAAGUUCAUUUCGGAGUAUUUCUGCAUUCAAAUCAUUGUGAUCUCAGGCAGAUCUAAACGGAAGGCUCAGAUACAGUGAGAUUUCCUACAUCACAAAUCCAAACUCCGCCCCCUGAGUCCCACUAUGCAGGCCAGACUCUGAGAAGUAGAGACAGACGAUCGCGGAACAAGCCUGUGUGUUAGCAGAGUGCAAUGCUCAUAAGAAAGCUAAUUAUGACAUUAACUUUCAUCAUGUCCCCAAAGACAUUAGUGUCCGAGAACUGAAUAGAUCCGAUAUUACCUGCUUCAUCGUCUACAUUGGCAAUGUUAGGCUGUAAGCUAGGGUGAAGAGGAGGGUGCAGAGCAGCGCUGUCUCUGCUCCAUCUCAGAGGUGAAUUGGUAAUGAGCUCUGCAGAAGAAAAGCCCUUGAAAAUGACACAGGUAAUUCAAUAUUACAAUUCAAUAUGCAGAGAGUUGUAAAGAUAGAAAUAUCAACUCGCAGCUAAAGGCAUCUACAAUGUUUCAGCACGUUUUAAACAGUAUUUUUAGUGUAAUGGCCUUUGUUAUCUUUGAAACGACUGAUUUUGCCAAACGUUGACCCCAGUGACCUCAGCAUGAUGCUAGAAGUUCAUGAUUGUGUGCGCGGCUCUUAGAUUUGGGUAUGUUUCCUGUGUUGAGGGCAACUUCCAUGGAUACAAAAGUUAGCUUAGCUUCCUGAUUUCCUGUUUUGAUAACCUGUGUGCUCAGUGAUAGGCUUUUAUCCAACCAGCUGCUUCCUUUACUUUACUACAUCUUUUUUUUCUAAUGUCUCAAAACUGCUUGCCAUUCAGUCUUGAAAUUCAUUGUCAUUAUCUCCAUCUACCAAAAAGACUCAAGGAUUUCCGUAAUGAAAGUAAGGUACUGGAGGAUUGAAGAGGGUGAUCCCCAUCACUGCAGAGCUUCAGCAUGUGAAAUAAGUUUGUUAUCACUAGGAUUUAACAAAACUGUUGUGAGUUCAAUCAGGUGGAGACGGACUCUGAUAUUUAACACCUGUUUUAAGGAGACUGAAGGAAUUCCCACUCAUGCAUGUCACCAGUGUGUAAGAACAUUUCUCUCUUCAGGAUAGUCAGCUGUUUAGAUCUGUCACACGUGGUUGACUUAAUCAACAGUAGAUGAGGACAUGAUGACAUGAUCAGGACAUGAACUUGGAUCUGAAAGGAUAAUUGUUAUUUACAUUGUGGUUGUACUCUCUCACUGAUGCUAGGCUUUACAUGUUUCCACUGUACUUGACCUCUAUAGCUUGUGUGUGAGCGUGUGUUUCUAUAGAGUUUAUGUGCCAUAGCUAAGUGUCUCAUUCGCUUUGAGCUGAUCAAUCAUGAUCAGCUGUCAUCGUGACAGCAGACUGCUCUAGGCACUUAUUGACGAGACAGUGUUGACCCAGUUACACACAACCACACAUGGACAACCACAUGAUUAAAUCAUCAUAUAAUACUCCUACUGCUUUCUUCUUUUCUCCUUUUUUCUUCUUUUUUUCUUGGACACCUCUUCUACAGCUGUGGGCUAUUUAAGUUCGGUAGCUUUGCCAGCACGAGUGUAUUGACCAUCACAAGUCUUCUUGUGUGUUACAACCCAGUCAGGGCUGGAAGUCCCCAGAGCAUAUCCAGUAAUUGGGUUACUGUCCCAAUUUUCUGUAACCGAUUUCCCUCCAUGAGUUAUUUCUAGUCUGGGAACCCACCAGGAAGUAGUGUUUUUUUUUUCUUUUGAAACAUGGAAAAAAAAUAUUUAAUAAAAAAAUUAAAUACAAUUUUAAUACAUUUUUUGGAGCAUUUUUUUGCCUUUAUUAUAGGACAAUGGAGAGAGAGAAAUGGCAUGCCACAAAUAGUCAGGCCAGGACUCAUAACUGCGACUAACCCACUCGGCAAACAUGGAAGGAUUAUAAUUUGAUAGUUGAAAUGUAAUGGUUAAAACUUGAUGCUGAGGGGGACACCUGGGCUUUUGUUGGUCUGUCUUUGUGGUUACACAGUCAGAUAAUCUCUCUGCAUUAGAGAUGCAAGGAAAAGAGAUGUUGAUGGUACGAUUGUUGUCUGAGUGACAAUCACAGUAUCAUGACCUUCGCAAUCAUUGCAUAUUCAUUCAUUUCACAACAUUUCUGAAGAAUAAUAUCACAUGAAGAACAACCUUAAAAAAUAUGAGUGUUAUUUAUUUUUACUAUUGUUAUUUAUUUAAUGAAUGUUGUUUCUUUGGUCAAGAUUUUGGACCAGUUGCUAAAAUCCCUCUUUUUCCACGGUUACAUCAUUUGUCUUCCAGAAUGUGAACUUCAAUUAGCAAAUACUCCAAUGCUUGAUGGAGUGGUUAGUUUACUUUUGGUUUCCAUGUUAUGAGCUGCUGGUAUUUCCUCCUUACAUUCCUUCUUAGACAGGUUAUAUUUCAUAGUAGGAUUUUGCUUGUAGUUUGUUGUGUUUUCACAAAGCUAAGGUGCUUGGCCAUGGAGGUUUUGCAAAUCUUUUUUUUUUUUUUCGUUAAUUCCUUUUGAUACUGAUGCCUUUUUCCAGACUCCUCCGAGUCCUUUUCAUACUGCUAUCGAGUCUUUUUUAUUAUUGUUUCUUUUAAACUAUUGAAUUUGAACUGAUUUUUUGCGACUCUAGCAUUUGAACACAUCAUGAAUGAUAAUGUAGUAUUCACUUUUGCCUAUCUUUCGUUUGUGAAUGCCUCACAAUGAAAUUGUCUGUCACCUUGAUUAGUUAGCUUAUUAGCUUCUGUUCGGCUGAUUUCAACAAGAAUUUCAACACUGGAUCGAGAUUUUUAACUUACAGGACUUGCUCCAAAGUCUGGCUGUGCUUACCCCAGCUGCUUUUGGUGAAGAAGACAGUCAGAAGACAGGGUAAAGACAUACAGACAGUCAAAAUAACUGCAGGUACUUGAUUUGAUUUGAUGCACAAAGCUAAGGUGCUUGGCCAUGAAGGUUGUGUUUUCCAAAAGUGAAGUUUGACAUUACUGCACUGGACCCUCAGGACUUGAUAGCCGAUAAGCUCAAUUGUUGUUGAUGUUUGUGUUUUGACCAACGCUUUGUUAGAACCUGGUUAUCCAUUUCCAUUCCUAGUCAAAUAUAAUGUACCAGCAUCUUUUUGAGAGUGACAACAGAAGCAUUUGUGGAACCUGUACAAUUGAAGAAGUUAGGGCUGUCACUUAUGAUCAAAAAUCAGUUUUUGUGUAAACUUGUCUUUGUGGAAACGUUCAUAUCCAAACUGUGCUGAGCCAUUAGAAUUGAAAAAACACAGUAUACCGUUACCCCUGAUCGGGUGGUCUAGCUUACUGUUUGAUCCAGCAGAGGGCACUCUUAUCAUAACCAGACCAUCGCAUACGCUCUCCAUUAAAUUAACACAGUGAUAAUUUUCCAAAAAAUGUAUUUGUAUUUUGUGAGAAAUUCACUGCCCUAUAUGCAAGGUUAGCAGUCCAGUUGGUGGAGUCGCUGUAUCUAUAUUGGCGUACAUAAUAUUGCUAUCUGAUCUUUUGAUUUCAAGGAAAGUGUUUCCAGUGUGUAGUACUGAUAUUGUGUUUGUGAGUGGAGAAAGUGAACCAUGACGCUGGUCAGCUCCAGUUUCCACCGGCCUGAUCCUAUGACCCGACAUGAACACAAUCGCACACAAACCAUCACAGAAAGGCAGCCUCAUGUGGGUCUGUAGUUUGGUACCAAAGAGAUCAGCUGAAAGGAGUGAUAAUGGAAUAGUUUGAGGUCCACUGUGAAUAUAACUUAGCAGACUUGACAUAGGGUGUAUACAGCCAGCUCAUCGUUCUAUCCAUCAUACUGGACUGAGUCAACAGUCCCACAGUGAUGAUGAUGAUGACAGAAAAAGACCAUUACCUCCCUUAUCACCUCUCCCUCUCUUCAAUCAUCAAGUCUUCAUCACCUCCUCCCUCUUUCCACUUUUAACAGGAGCAGUAGAUUAAAGAGAACGUGGGUAAGCAACAUACGUACAGAGUGAAUAAAGAAAGGGUUUGGUCUAAUAGGAAAGGAGGGGUGGAGAGCCACAGGGUGGAUGUUUUUGCUGUGUGUGUGUGUGUUUGUAUGAGGGCCUGCACAGACGGGGUCUUUGUGCGGGAGGGCAUCUGCAGAAACGCGCACGCACAUAUGCACACAUUUAUGCCAUGACAUCACAGCUUACCGAGCAGCCGGCAGGAAUGUUACUGAGAAAGGAGAGGCUUUGUGGAGGAGAGGAAAGAGACGGGAGGGGAGGAAAAGGAGGAGAAGAAGGGGAGGAAAAGGCUUGGCCAGGGAAAAGUCCGGCACUCCCACUAUUUGGAACAGGACGGGCCAAGGCUGGAGUGAGGUGAACACGGCUAAAUUGGAAAAAAGGAUUAAACUCUUAGAAGACAGAAAACACAUUCAUGGUUGUAAAUUUUGAUUCAUUUCAAAAUUGAGGAGUUUCUUUUAAACGUAUGGAUGUACAGAUAUCACUGAAAUAGGAAAAUCUGUUUCUGAGACAAGAAAUCCCAUCAGAGCAGAAGGUGAGUCCAUAACUUACUUAUGCUAUUUUAUUUUUUACAGUAAUUCUUUGUUAUUAGACAGCAAACUGAUUGGAGGCCAAUGCUGAGUUUUGACAAUUUGGUGGGCUAGCUAGAACACAUGAGGAAGUGUCAGAGAGUGGGUAAGGGUCUUUUUAAAAACACAUCACCCAAACAGCGCCUAUACCGUCACAUUUGUCUUAUUUCUGCUGUUGUGUUAGUUCAAAUCCUCGAGCUAGUAUCGAGAUUCCUCUCCUGAUGUUUCUGCCAGCUGUUCGCUCUCUUACACAGCCCACCUGUCUGACUGCUGACUCUGCCAAGCAGUCAUCCACCAUGUGUCAGCCAAGCUCAACCACUUAUUUAGCUUGUAAAGCGGCCUAUGGUUACUUUCAUUUACAACUCUUAAAGCAGAAACCGAGUGAAUCAUGAUAAGUGCCGCAUAACAGCGUUUGGCCAGGGUUCACAAUCCAGGUAAGUUUGGACAUGAGAAGAGCAGGCUAAACCAGCAGCAGGAUCCAGUUACUACACAGGAUCAAAUUCAGCCAGGAAACACAGCCUGAACACGGACUGCUCUGGGUUACACAGGAACUUAAUGUGUGUGUGUGUGUGUGCUUCAGAAGUCUUUCAUUUUUACAUUUGCCAUGUGUUCUGGCUACAGUAUGAUCUAAGUCAAGGCUAUGACGUGAUACUUUAGGCGUGGAAAGUCUGUUUGUUUUUUGAGAUAGAGGGGAACCGAAAGAAAGCGUGAGACAGACGUCAAGGUUGUGUGUUUAUUUCCACUCAGGGAGUACUCUGUUGUUUCAUAUUCGGGUAAAUGCUUUCGAAUACACAAACCCCCCAGCGUCUCAGGCAUGCAGCCCAGUGUGCGUGUUUGUGUGUGUGUUUGUGAUUUUUGUGCAUCCCAGUCAGAGUGUAAGCUUUUCCAGAUGUGAGAGAACAGGGACAGGCAGAGAAUGAGACAGCAUUUAGACAUCACAGACAGUGAUGCUUAGCUGACUCACAGAGACUCAUGAUAGUAACACUGCACUUGUAAUGUGUUUCGAUUCAAUUCGCUUAUCCCCCCUUUCUCAUUAUUUUAACUUUUACAACCCACGUAUUUACCUAACCUUGACUUUCAUGAUAUAAAAGAGAAAAUAAAAACCACCUGAGCUAGCCCAGACAUCAUUAACGCCAGACUCAAAAGUCUGAAAGCCUAAAAUAGAUCCAUUAAUGUGGCGAGACUUUUAAAAAUAUCUUUGCUUUGUGGGAUUUUCCUUGAUGCUCCGUCCUUGAACAGCUGGUACAGUAUGGUGCUGAGGUGCUAAUGUUAACACAGCUGUGUAACUGCUACAUAAAUGUAUAUUUAUAAGCUAAUAGAACCCAAACUGUAACUGUAAUAUUAAUAACUAAAUCUUGUUAUUUCAGAUGUUUAAAAAAAGUCAGAAAAACGUGUUUCUUUCUAUAACUCAGACGUGAUUUCUUUCUACGUUUAAACAUAAAUGUAAUUGCGCUUUCUCUCUCAAACACGCAGCACACUUUGCUCCCUAAGCUGGUCCAGCAGGGUGUACAAUGUCCCUCAUCACAAGUAUUAGAGUCCGAGCCCUAGAGGACAGCUAUGCCUGGAAUGUCAGCUCACCUCACGGGAGUCAAAUACACACGUGAAUACACACCUCCAGCACAAAUACACACACUCAGAAGACCACAUUCACACUAAGGUGCACAGCCAAAGUCACAAACACGCGCUUUUUAUUGUGUGUUUGUGUGUGUGUGUGUGUGGCAGCGGAAUAGCAUUGCAUAUGAGACAUUCUUGUACUGUAGAAGUGUUUUCCUCAGGCGGUAACAGGAUAUCCUCCCCCUCUGUACUGUCCUGCCUGCUGGACACACUACUUCACACUCGCACAUUCCUGCACAUGCACUCACACAAACCAUAUAUACAAUGGGUAAUAUGUGAUCAAACAGAAGGCCUGAUCUGUGUGGGUGGGUGUGACAUCUGGUCCUCACAUGUAGUCUAAUAUCGUUAGCUAGGUUGAAAUCAUUUGACUUGAUGGUGUAGAGGGCGUGGGAGUGAGAAACAAAGAAACACAGCAGUUCAAACUUUUCUUGUAAUGUUCAAUCAAGGUAUAGAGAGCCAAAAAAAAAAAAAUAAUAGUCACGUUUAAAGGGAUAUUCUGGCGUAAAUUUAAGUUAUGGUCAAACACACCGUAACAUCGAGUUAGACACCCCCUCGAGAGAUGAAUGUUGCCGACUGCUUGCUUCUCUAGUUAUACCAACUUUAGUAACAACUGCACAAUAGCAAUACACAGCGGUCAACGUCUCCACACACAGCACCUAACUUCACCAACAGUACAUAUAGGGUUCCAGCCAUAGUACUGGCUACCAAACAUCUUUUAAGCUUUGCCUAAUUCCCUUAGCAAAGAGACCAAACAACUCACCCUCUCUCCUCCAGCAGCAGCUUGUUUGUUGGGGAGCCCUGAUGAGUUGCGCAGUCAAAGGAAGAACAUUUAUGAUCAUUUCUUUAUGAAAAUGCAAUCAGGCUGAGACACUAAGGCAGAAGAACUACCGCGUCUGCAGUGCAAAAUGAUUAUUAUGAUGAUUAUUACUGUAAGGAAAUGAAUGAUCCGCUGCAGUCAGUGAUCGACUUGCAGGGAAGCAAGCAGUCGGCAACAUUCAUCUCUUGAGGGGGUGUCUAACUUGGUGUUACAGUGUGUUUGGCAGUAACUUAAAUUUACACUGGACAUAUCCCUUUAAAUGAGCUUGCUGCUUAAACUUUGUUUUUCUGAAUAAGAUCUUCUGUUGAAGCUUCUCAAACUGUAAAUAUUGUUUUAACAUUUCCGACUGUUAUUUUGAAAGCCGUUUUUGUGCAUGAAAACAUCCAGAGACUGUCUCCUAAAAAGCAUUGAGCAGUAUUUUGUUCCUCACUGAGCAGCCCACCUUUGUGCUACAGACUAAAAAGACUUACCAUCACAGUUUUGACAAUGUUUCCCACAGUGAAUCACAUCAGCUUUGUUGCUUUGACUGGUUUUGAAUACUGUGCUAAAACAGACAAAGGGACUGCUGUUUUGAUUAAGAUAAACCUUUAUUUAUCCCACAGUGGUUGGAAAUGUUCGGUGUUAACAGCAGCGAAGGACCAGCACUGCAAACACGGAAGAAUAAGUACACUUAUUAUUAAAAAAAUAACAAACUUAAACCUUAACAGAAAAGAGAAAAAAUAAAGCAACAACAACAACAAACCAAAAGCAGCUCUAAAAUCAGUUGAGCAGUAAUCUGUGUCCUGUACGGCACAGCAGCUGCACUAUUAGAUUCAGACUUCACAUUUGAUUUGACGCAAUCAGAUUUAAUGCGGCUUAAGACCAAAUAGCUCCAAAGCUAAUAGCAUUCCCAUUAUCCUCAGCUGUGUUUGUGCAACUUAGCAAAUGCUAUAAUUUAAUUAUGUUUAAGAUUGUACCUGUUAAGGUCAGAUUUAUAGUGCUGUCAUUGCAAGCAUGGUAGCAAGCUGGUGUUAUAUUUAGCUAAAACCACUGCUGUUGGUAGGUACAGUGGAAAUAGACUUAAAGAGUUUGUGCAUUAAUGUUUUCUUUCAUAACUUUUCAGUGGAUAUAUUAGUGACAGACAAGUUUUUGUGUCACUGUUUCUUGACUUUAUGGUACAUUAGCGAAUGAAUGUUUUAUAGAUUUGACUGUCCACACACAUCCUGAUGGAGUCCUCUCAGAGAGUGUGUAUCACAGACUCAUGAGACAGCAUGAUUUGAGAAAAUAAGCAUGUGACCGAGCCAGAUGAGUUACCAAAAUGCCCUCAGAGAAUUUUCUUUUUCUCUCAGUAGACAUAAGAGACAUGGGGGUGGGGGGUGGUGGAGAUGUUGCUUCAUUAUAUCCACCAGUCAAGGCUUUAGAGUAGAAGCAGGAUAUCAUAAUCCACCAUGUGACUCCACUGACCACAGCUUCUUGGCUUUUACAGUCAGUGAAGAGACGUCAAACCAAAAGAGGAAGGAAAAGACAGUUAAGAUGGAGAAAGGGAUUCGACUGAAGAAAUCAACAAAACAAAGAGGGAAAGCGAAAAAACAAGGGUGUAUAAGGAGAGAAAAACUCCUCCUUGUGUCGAUACCAAGUCUUAGUGUAACCUUCAGUCUGCAGAAACACCUUCUCUUGUUUCUUCACAUCAGUAAAAGUUCCCAUGACUUUCAUUAAAUGACAGUCUGGUACGUGUCUGAGUCUUAAAGUGGAAAAAAGGGUAAAAAGUAAAGACUUCCUCUUUAUGGCUGUGUGUACUUGAAGAAAACAGUGAACCAAUUCAUUGAAGUAGGUCUCAUUAAAUCCUCAUACACACACACACACUCCCACUUGGUACAAAGAUGAGGGUCAACAACCCUGCAUAGAGGCAAACACAUCCUUAGCAUUGAGGUGUAAUUGGUUUUAAGGCAAUAAAACAGAAAGCUAAUAGAGUUUUUGAGAGCGGCCCGUGUAGAAAGCACAAUAAUAACAGGAGUGUGUUAAUGUAGCUGCGCACUGAAUGCUGGUCUGGAAUGUGUCAGAGGGAUGGUUUACAAAAGCAGGUCACAGGUUUGAUCCCUGCAUGCCUGAGUGUCAACAAACGUGUCUUCUAACCACAUAUCCAAGAAUCAGAUGCCCUCGAUGGUUAGAGAAUAGAAGCCGGCGUUAUGUAUGUGUUUAUUCAAAAUGACAGAGGAUUUUUAUCAGGCAAGACAAGCUCUUAAAAUGUCCCAGAAUCCCCAAAGUCUGAACAGAGCUGUGAUCGAUAAAUGAUGUUUGUGAUCACUGUACAGUGGCAUAUUGACUGAUAAUGAUGGAAUUAUGUCUUUUAGGUGAUUCCAUUUGAUGCAAGCAACACCUUACAAAGAAGUUAGAACAAAGGCAUGUUUAUCAUUGUGCUGCAUCACUUUUGAAAGUUUAGGAGCCAAGGAGACGCGUUUUUGCACUUUUAACAGUGAAAUGUUGUUUGAUGUAAGAUUUUAGCAGCUCAAAAGUUCAAAAUCUAUCAUUUAGUUGGAUAUUCCAUUUUAUACCAAAUGUUUUCAAUUGUUGGUAGGGAUGUCCCAAUCCGAUAUUGAUGUUGGAAAUCGGUCCGAUAUCAGCAAAAAAAGAAUAUCUCAUUUUGUCGGCCUGCAUCUAAAAUCUCUGAUAUAUGCGCUCCGAUACAAGCAGUCAAUUCCAGACUCCACUCCAGUUCCUCUAUCUAGCAGUGCCUGGAUCUAGCAUGCAGAGCCUACAUGAUCACACCAACAGUGUGUACUAAGGUACGAACAAAGUAGCAAGGAGUAGGAGUGAUGUCAGACGUGUGGCAGUAUUUUUUCGUUUAAGUCCAAAAAAGACGUCGCAACUGAGUGCAUUAAUUCUCCUGCACAAAUUCGUGCUAAUAUCAGAUCAAUAUCACCAUCAGCCAACAACAUUGGUGUCGUAUGGGAAGUAAAAAAGUUGUAUUGGGACACCCCUAUUGUUGACAUGUUGGAAUUACAGACAGGCCAGUUUAGCGAUCAUCCUCAUCUAUGCUGUUGUAUUACCUGCAGAGUGCAGUUUGUCGCCCCAACAAAGGGGAUUGUCUGGAUGGCAGCACUGGUGUCUCCCAGAGGUGUAAGCUUCCCUUUCCAUGAGCACUCAUGACUCCCUAUACCACAGAUGCUGGCUGUGCUGAUAACAAGCCAGAUGGUCCCUCUGCAGUCUGACGCGGUGUCCCUGAUUUCAAAAAGGAAUGUCAAGUUUUCAUUCAUCAGACUAUUGUACAGUUUUCCAUUUUGCCUCAGUCCUUUUGAUGUGGGCUCAGGCCACAUCCCAGAUUAUGUGUCUGUAAGGUUUCGCCUUUUCGGUGCAGAUUCAACCUGCAUAUGUUGAUACAAUGACAAACUGUGGCCACAGACAGUAUUUUCUUGUAAGUGUUGCUCAUGGAGAAGUUUCCACUACAAAGUCAUGUUUGUUAUUGGUGUUGUUUAUUAGACUUUGUACCUUUAGGGCAGACAUUUCCUCAGAUUUUCUUAAUCUUUUUUUAAACUGUGGAUGAUGAAUUUUAUGCUAAAAAAAAAUCAUCAUUCUGAUUUUUUUUAACCAUUUGCUCAUGCAGUGUUUCAUAGGGUGAAUGUCCAACCAUUUUUACCUAUUAGAGACUCAGCCUCUCAGGAUACGAUAUCAUAUUGCAAAUCAGUUACUCAGCUUUUGUAGUGUUUUGUUUUCCCUGUCCAAACUUUUUCAAAACAUAUUGCAGAAAUCAAAUUGUAAAUAAGCAUAAAAUUUCCCCCGCAAAAAUCUUGAUAUGCAAACAGUCCAACUGUGUAGUCACUCCGUCCGUAAGUAUCUUGUAUAUUGUACUGAGCCAUCACAUUUUACUCUAUUUGGAAGCCGUGAAGGACCUUUCAUUUUGACAACUCAUUUCUUUCUCUUCUGGGACUAUUUCAGCAGGGAAAUUAGGUUUUUGGAAUCCAUUCAUUCCUCUCAUAAAAGCUGCUGCUGAUGUGGCCUUGAGCCUGGCACUCAAUCCAGAACAACAUCAGCAGAACUGCUCUGUGAACAGCUGAGGUCGGGGGAGAUACAUUCUGUGAAUGUUUGUGUUACAGAGAGAUCGUGAUAAAGCAGCAGAGCCAUAAGUCUCUUUGCUGACGUUCUCCUUGACAGUAGGAGUGAAGGAUUGUGCUAAUGUGUCACUUUAAAGGACAUAAAGAGGGACAUGAAGAUAUAUCUCUUUUUAUGUGUUUUGUUUCAUUUAGGUUUUAUUCAAAAUCAAGAAUAAAAACCAAGAUAAAAAUCUUUAUUCUAUUCUAAACUGAUGUUUUAGAGAGCUCUUCCUAUUGACGCUCACUGUUGAGUUUCUGAUGUGACAUAAAAAAGCAACAUGGCAACAUAUGGCGACCCCUAGUGGUGACCAUCAAGAAUAAACUCUCCCGUUGCUGCAGAGGUUUAACAAUACUGCAAUGCAGACAGAUAGAUUUCUAUGAGAGAAAAGGCCAGAGUGUGACCUGUCCAAGAAUAACCCACAGAAAAAGAGUUUUUCUUCACAUCCUCUCGAAUUUUUCAUUAAAAUGAAACAUGAACAUCUCCUCAGUAUACAUACAGAUCUCUCUUAACAUGUCCUGUCCUGUUUGUUGACAGAAAUCAUGGCGGGCAGCCGAGGAUUUCAGUGACCCCGUACCGAGAGAGCGAGCACUGAAGAGCGUCAGUUUCCAGGAAUCGGUCAGUGUUAUCUCAGACAGGCCUGCAACCAUGGAAAUGGAGAGCCAACAGAUCCAACAUGGCUGCCUGAGCAGCCCCAGUAACCGAGCCCACAAUGCAGUCGGUGUGAAAGUUGAGAGUUCUGACAGCGAGGUUGUGCAGGUAUGUACCAGCUCCAUGACUCAGGAACAGAGUUAGUCGUUUCUAAAUUCACGUCUUGCUGUCCAAGAAGAAGAGAACUUUGUCACCGAUCAGUUGUAACCGACUAAUAAGUGCUUUACAUAGUUUUAAUUUACCUUGCUGAUCACAUUUUAUCCCUUUACUUUACAGAGCAGUAACUUUGAAAUAAGUAACUUGAUUUUCUUCUGUGUCUAUAGGAGAUCCGCUACCUGGAUCAGGUUUUGGACGCUGCCUCAGAAACACCCACCAACGGCAAUUCCUCCCCAUCACAAAUCAACAGAGCCAUCAGUAUCGAUGGAAACUCUCCAUCUGUGUGCGUGUCCGCCUCCUCUCCCGUCAAUCACGUUGUCGUCGAGGGCCAGAGACAAACCACGUUCCUCCACCAAGGCGAGUCCGAUGUUAGGACCAACGGGCACAUGCAGGGAGAGGAGUCAGGGAGCAGCCGGGCCAAGUUUGAGCUGAGAGCUUUUCAAGAAGAGAGACGACCAGCUAAACUCUUCACGCCUGGAGAGGAGCAGCAGGUCAGGGUGACGAGAAGACGACCCUCAGAGGAGGUAAGUGGCUGUGAGAUAAUGCAGACGAAAAAAAAUUAUGCAGAAUUUAGACAUUCAAUAACAAAAACACAACAGCACUAUGAAUAUGAGUCCAAACUCAGAGUCUGUAUUUUGCUUAUAUGGAGUAAUAGUUUGGAGAAAGGCUCAAAAUUGUGUUUUCUACCAAAUGAACAUUAUCUGAAAACACAUUAAAUCAUAUAUGUUGUUGCAUUUGGCCACUCUUGUAAAAGUUUGUUUUUAUCUGAUUAAAUAAAGGUUGAAUAAAAAAAAAUGUCAUGAUGAAAAAUUGAAGUUUAUUUAUGACAAGAUGAACCUCAGAUUAUUGAUAACCAGGAUUACAAUUUUUUGAAGUAUUAGUACUAUCAAAAUUGAGUCCUGUAUAUUGUAACAUAAACGACACAUACACAUGCUCAGAAAUGCACAUACACAUAUCACUGGUUAUGGAUCAAACAUUGUCCUGCUACCCAGCCUCUGUGUUCGACAUUGCAGACAAGGGGCAGCAGUGGUAUAAGUAUCCCACCUUGAUAUGACGGUAUGUUAGAGUUUAGAGGAAAAUACACAAAAACAAUCUUGAAUAUUUUUAAGAUUCAGAGGAAAAGAAAAUGUGAUUUAUACUGAACAUGUUUCAAGUCACCAGCUUUAUAAGUACAUGGAUCUAAAAAGUUACAUAUUUAUUCAGAUAGAGUCAAAUAUGUGUCAUGCACAAUGCUAAGUAAAAUAGUUAAACUCUUUUCUCUACUAAGUACGACGGAGUAUUAGGGCCACAUUAAGAAAAAAAAUAAGAUUAAAGUCAUUAAUUUACAAGAAUAAAGUAAUUACUAAUGAAAAUAAAGUUAUUAUUAACUAGAAUAAAGUCGUAGUAAAGUAAUCACUUACAAGAGUCAAGUCAGAAUAAAGUCCUUAUAUUCCAACCUGUUGUUUAAGAUGACAGUUGUUGAAAUGAGAGCCAUGGAAUAUUUACUGAAAAUGUACUUCAAUGUAGGUUUUCUCAAACAAGGAGAUACAUCAGCACAUCAGCACCACAUUAUCAUAAGUAUCAAAAUGAUUUUAUUACGACUUUAUUCUUGUAAGUAAUGACUUUAUUCUCGCAAAUUAACGACUUCAAUCUCAAAGUCUUUUUUUUUGAUGUGGCACUAAUACUCCGUUGUAACUAAGCCCCCAAAUUACCUAAAAACUAAACUCUGUGAAUAAUAUUGAAAUUGGACGAUUUCAUAUUUUCCUCAGAGAUAAAAAAGUAAAGUAAAAGACAUAUCAGUAUGGCAUGUCUUUUCUUUAUUUUUUGGCAGAGUUGUAGGAUAAUUUUACAGUCUAUUUAUCUGACUCUCUCCUUUUUCUCCUGGUUUGUAACCGAUCAGGUUCAGGAGUUGGAGCGAGAGCGUCAGGAGCUGAUAAAAGACCAAGCAGUGAAGAAAAACCCCGGGAUCGCCCAGCGCUGGUGGAACCCUCCUCAGGAGGUAGUCUCUCAUUCAUUCAUUCAAUCUGUAUUCAUUUGAUAAGCACUGAUUUCUUUAGGUUCAUUCAUUCAUUCAUUUGGUUUAUUGAAGGUCCCUUUGGAAGAGCAGCUGGAUGCAGACCAGCUGGAGUCUCUGAAGAAAUACCAGGAAAGGAAGCAGCAGAAACAGAAUCAUACUUACGCAUACACACAGGUAACGCCACUCAAAACACACACAAAUGUAUAUCAACUACACUCUCUUGAAACAACGCCUGCAUUUUUAUUUUCUGUCUCACUUCUUUUCUCACUUUAUCCUUUUUACAGAUUUUUUAACUCCUGCUCUCUCGUCUCUCUUUGCAGCCCCAGUUAACAGGCCCUCCAACAAUGGUGACCUUUGACCCUAACCUACACAGGAAGGACGAUAUAGUGGAGGAGCAGAUUGACUUCUCGGUCGCAAGGAAACAGUUUCUUCAGGGAGAUGGGACCAAGAGGGAUGUAGCUCCACACAUAUACUCUGCCAAACCCUUUUCUAAAUCCGUAACCAGGGGCAGCCAGGGGGUCAGUGACAUUAUUGCAGAGGUAGGAGAAAGUCACGUGACCUGGCCAAGUGAAGGACUUGCUGGGGAGUUCACCUGCGCGCGAGCUGUGAUGACAAUCCUGCGUGAGGAGGAAGAAGGGAAGAGCCAUUUCCAUCCAGGUUUCCACCUGGAGGAGUCCGACUCGGGGCUGGAUGAGCUGUCUGUCCGCUCUCAGGACACCACUGUGUUUAGUCUGGAUAAUGUCUCAGACAGCGGGGCGUCACUACCACCUACUCCUCUACCACUUACCCCGGUGUCGCCGCCUACCCCUCAGCCCACCACACCAGUCAACGGGCAGACCAGUGGCAUCCCAACAGAAGACGAGCUUGAGUACCACGCUGGAGUUCUGGUCCAGAACGCCAUCCAAAACGCCCUUGCUGCUCAAAACGGGGAAGAAUGGCAGCCGUCUGACUUAAACUCUUCACAGCUGAGCACUCCUGUUUCUCCAUCUUCAGCUUCUACAAGCAGCCCAGUGCCAGUGUCCUCCUCUCCUGUGUCUUGUGGUGAAGCUCCAGGACUUCAGUCGCCUGUUGUCUCCAGUCCUGUACCACCAAUCUCUCCCCCACAGACAGAGAGACAGCCAGAGGUAAAAGUCACCUUGGAAGAGAAGCUCGAGGAGACACAAGAGGCUCCACAGCAGCAGCAGCAGCAGCCUUUGUUGAGGACACCAUCUCCACCUCCAUCUCAGCCCAUCUCUCCACCACAGAGACCCAAAGAUGGAGGCCCCAGGAUCAAAAUCCAGUCCUCCUACGCCAGAGCACUAGCUUCCUCAACUCCCGCUCCAGCUCCAGCUCCUGCCACAGCGGCCCCAGUUUCUAGACCGACCCCAGUCUACCGCCCCCCUUCCCCUCCAAGCCCGGAUAAACAAGAGUUCAGCUACUUCAGUAAAUACUCAGAGGCGGCGGAGCUUCGCAGCACGGCGGCGGCACCGCGAGCCCCCGAGGUUGAGCAAGCCAGCGGGCCGUUCCGCCUCCGCUCCAAGAAGCAGAGGACUUUGUCGAUGAUCGAGGAGGAGAUCCGAGCGGCUCAGCAGAGGGAGGAGGAGCUGAAGAAGCAAAGGGAGACACAGCCAGCUGUCAAUGUCCGUCCCAGUAGCAAUUAUGGGAACGCCAGGAUGGGGCCGCGGCAAACCACCAUAACCCCAGCAGAUAAGAUGAAGAGCAACAGCCUGCCUGCUAGACUCACACUAUCAGCCAGGACAGCCCCAGGUUAGUCAGGAGGUUCUCACUGGUCCCUGUGUGUCACACAUCGCUGUUACUGUUGCAUUUAUCGAUUGCUACUGUGACCGUUUUACUUGUCAGUCUGAUCAGCUGAUUUCACCAGGUCAUCUUCUUCUUCUUCUUCUUCUUCUUUGAUGCGUAGGAAAGAUCGAGAAAGUUCGACCUGCACCGCCAGUCUCACCCUCGCCCUCAGAGGGAGCCCUGUCUGACGCCGGCAGUGAGGACUCGGGAGGAUCUCGUCCCAAAAACUUUAUGCAGACGCUCAUGGAAGACUAUGAAACACACAAAGUGAAGAGGAGGGAGAAGAUGGAGGACAACAGUGUAAGUACUCAAAUCCAGGAGAAGCUUAGAUAACCAAGAAUAUGUUUUUCUUUGUGUAACUGCUUAUAAAAAUUCUGUAUAUUUUACAAAAGAAGAUUGGGGCCACAUGAAGAGAAAAAAAGAAUUACAGGAAAGAGACUAAAGUCGAAAUUUAGAGAUUAAAAAAAUUGAAACUGUGACAAUAAAGUCAAAAGUUUAAGAUAAAAAAUUGAAAUUUUGAGAUUAAAGUUGAGAUUUUACAAUUAAAGUUGGCAUGAAUAAGGUCGAAAUUUCGGGAUUAGAAAAAGUCAAAAUUUCGAGAUUAAAAAAAUUUAAAUUUUGAGAUUAAAGUCGACAUGAAUAAUCGGAAUUUCAACUUUAAUUUUCCACUUAAAUGUCAAAAUUUUGACUUUAAUCUCAAAAUGAAAAUUAAUAAAAAUCUUCCUCCUGUAAUAAUUUUUUAUCUUCUUCUGGCCCUAAUCGUCUUUCGUAGUUUUAGACUGUUUGUAGUUUCAGAAAAAGACCUGAACUUUUCAUCACAAAAGACAUGAAAUGAAUAUUCGAACAUGUACCUAAGUGAGUUACGAUGAUGGCAGCAUAAGCUUGGUAAACUUAAUUCGCUCUAGUCAACAUGGCUUGUUGGCACUAUGAGCAAAUACCGAACAACACCAGGGGGAAUUUCCCAACCUCUAAGGGGAACAGAAACUGAAAGUAAUGCACAGAUGCUGGGGGAAUUUUGUUCUGAGUCCAUCCUCUUUUUUGUCAAUGUGCCACACUGAUGCUGACAGAGUGUCAUUGUUCAGGAUCAGGUCUCUCUCAGGAGGAAAUGUUAACUCGUGGUGUUUGAAACUGUCUGCUAGAGCGGGCAAAGAAUCAUGAUGUGUCAAACGGCUUUCAAUUCUACUUAAAUACGUUCAUACUCGUGCAGCAGGUUGUUGAUCUUGUUAUUGUACUCAUCAUAUGUGUUGAUUAUAUGUCAUGUUGCUUCUCUCCUGCUGGUCGGUCAGUAUGCCCGCUUGCUGCUGGCUCAAGAGGUAACCACUGAGGUACCUGUUGCACCCCAAACCUGUUCUCUCCAACAAGUGCCUUAACUGACAGACCUGGGUCAGACUCAAGUAUUGAAAAAAUAAAUAACCUCCUGUGUGGAUUUAGGUUCAGUCUCUCGAGAUUGAUUUCACAUUUGUAUUUAUUAACUGUAUUUUUACAUGGCUGAUACCAUUUGUUAUUACAGUGGUUAUUUAAACUCAAAAGUUUCCUCACUGGGAUUUAUUUACAUCUUCCUUCACUAAAUUUACACCAUAACAAACAGACAUUUGGUUAAAGCAGGGACACUUAUUUCCACCACUAAUCUAGAUAUGUUGUAAAACUGGUCCUGAGAUAGAGCAUAUGAGUUUAAUGAAUCCUAGACUGAGUCACAUCUGUAAACGAAGCUUAAAUAUAUAUAUUUCUUUUUCAUCUGGUCCCAGGUCUGCUUGUGGUCUAACUGCCUUACUGUUUGCUCUGUGGUUGUGCUGCAUGUGCUUGCCCCUGGCAUUGGUGUGAUAUUGAUCCCCAGGAACCCCCUAUGCACAAUGUUAGGCACAUGUAUCCUGUAGAGAAAAAUAUGGAGCUCUUUAAAAGUAUUCUAUAGGGCUGGGCGAUAUGACCUCAAAUCAAAAUCACGAUAUAUUGAGCAGUUCACCUCGAUAAUGAUAAAUAGACGAUAACUACUCCACAAAUUGCUUACCCCCUCCCACAUUAACUUUGUCGACUUCAGCCGCUACAACUUUUGAACCGUUCUCCAUCUCCUCACCUGUUUUUCCCUCCUUUUACAAACUGGAUGAGGUGGAGUCAUAUCGCUGAUGUAGGACAGCGUCUUAAAGGGACAUGAGACCAUAGCCUACCUACACACAUCCAAAACCAACUUUUAUUUAUUUAUUUUUAUGACACCAGAAAUACCAAUAUGGGCCAAAUGACGUCGGUUACUGUCGUAAAUUUCGGUAUCAAUAAAUUUUCGGUUUAUCGCCCAGCCCUAGAAUUCUAUAUGAGGAGUUAUUCGACAAAUGUACUGUAUGAUGUUUGCAUUUAUAUGUAGUGGUUGUUUUGAUCCUCACUGUCUGGAGCUCAGUGUUAACUACUCAAAUGAGCGCUUGAGUAGAAGCUCUCUGUCGUGGAAAUCGUCUUCAGUAAUCAUUACUGUAGCCGUUGUGUCAGAUGUAAACAAUGCAACUUUAUCAGCGUCACCUUCACCCUGGAUUUGUGUGUAUGACAAAGAUAUGCUCGUGUUUGUAGGUCAGUGUGUAUCUGUGUGAGAAUGUCUUUGUCUCAUUAAAUAUGAAACAAAGCAUGAAAAAUGUUCCUGAAAUGGAGUAAAAUCACCUUUGUUUUUAUUGUCAAAUACUACAGAUGCACCUCUUUUAAUAAUACAUUAAAAAACAAAAUAGAGCGGGUUAUCCACUAUUUCAGUUUGAGUUUUUGACACACACUGCAUGUCAUUUUAAAGUCACUGUAACAUGUUGUUUUUCUGUCUUUGUGCCGUCUUUAUGAUCUAAUUAGUCAUUAUGUAAUGUACAGGUCUUGGAGGCCACUCGUGUCACCAGGAGGAAAAGCGACAUGGCAAAGAAGUGGGAAGCUGGCAUCUACGCCAAUGAGGAAGGAGAGGAGGAAGAGGAAGAGGAGGAAGAAGAAGAAGAAGAAGAGGAGGAGGAGUAA